This is a messenger RNA of Pelobates cultripes (western spadefoot toad), 48312 nucleotides long. Lineage: Eukaryota; Metazoa; Chordata; Amphibia; Anura; Pelobatidae. The record is from the annotation of a GenBank genome assembly.
AUGGAGAGCGAGAGUACAGUAGAACUGCUAGAAUCUGCAGUAAUGGAUAUUCAUGAAUUCCAAAGCUUGGAAAGUAAGGUAUGUCCUGUCCGUGAGUUGACUGAGCACAUUUGGCAAUAUGGGUCCGAUGCUAUCCGAGGGCAAGAUACUAAAUGUUUCGAAUCUUUCUACUGGUUUCCAUGGUGACUGCUCCUUAUUUACAACUUUAUCUCAGGAUAAGCACCUAUUCUUGCUCUUACGUACCAGGUAAAGCAGACCCUUCUUGCCCAUGGGUUGUUAAAUCUGUAUAUUCUUUUUGAUGUUUCUGAUAUGAUUUACAUGGCAUUUCACUAAAAUGAGAAUUCAAAGUGAAUUUAUAACUUAAGACCAGAGUAGCUGAAUAUAAAGCAUAGGGUAAUUAGAUAAUUUUAACAGUUUGGCUACUUUGACCUUAAAUUUGAAAUUCACCUUGAAUUCUCACCUUAGUAACCGUGUUAGUGCGAAUAGUCUACUCGAUCUCUGUUGAUUUUAAAAGCUUGUGGUGUGUUUAGAAUUGUACAGAUCAGCUCUGUGCUUUAGGCUACAGAUUAUUUUGCCUUACAUUCUACUUGAGCUCCUAUGUCUAAUGUAGACCUGCUCCCCGCUUUAGCGUACUGCCUGGCUUACUCUAGAUUCUACUUGAGUUAAAUCACUGUUAUCCAAAUGUUGAAUUUCUAGUUAUGUAGAUAAAUAGCUUGAAAGCUGAUCUUCUUUCUGACAUUUUUAUUUGGGGAAAAUUUACGAUCUAUUAUGUUGCCUCCAGACUUCUUAGAGGAUCUUUUCAUAACUAGUUUUUCGGUUUUUUUUUUUUUUUUUAUUCUUUAUUUUUGCAGUGCGUAUAGUGGUUACAGGCAUACAUAUGGUACCCCAACGGCAUUCCAUAUGCUGAUAUCUAGACAUUAGUUACAGUGGGGGGUAGAUAGACAAUGCACUUUUUUUUUCCGUUACGUAAAGAUAACAAGCUAAUAGGUGUCGCUUUAUGGUAUAACAUGCUUGGUUAAAAUUGCGUUUAACUUCAACUAAUUGCACAUCAGAUUGUAGUAAUAUUGCCAUGACAGUAAUCUAAGACAAUUUAAGACAUAGAGGUUGCUUGACAAAUUAAUCCAGAAGGGCAUCCAGAUGCAGCUCUACCAGACAGUACAUAGUUGUAGAAAUCAACAGUACAUGCAAUUUAACAUGAGUAUAGUAGACGCUUUUCAUCCCCUGAGUCUAGUAGGGCACUUUGCUUAGUAGGGUAUGCAUUCUGGAAUAUCAUUCUAUGUGGCAUUCUUACUGGUUCUGCACAGACCUAUACUAGGAUACAGGUAACAAGCUAGGCACAUAGAAGUAAAUAGGCUGUGCUAGAGUUACAGGCUAUUCUGGCGUGUCACAUUAUUAAAUAUUAGAGGAUUAGCUGUCUAGACAACAGAGUAAAUUUGAAAGUAGGUAAACUUAUGCAACAUAGUGAGCAUGUCAACGGGUUACAUAUGCACGGAUUAAGCCAUAAAAAAUGCGUGAGAGUUUUAUUUAUUUUUACCCCCCCAGGCCCACUUCAGCAAGAUGAAAGUCCUUGGCUGUGUGGCUUGAGACCCGUCCAUGCAGUACAAAGGCACAGGAACCCGGGAACCGCCGUGUCAGUUGCAGUCCAGCCGAGUGGCAGUGUGCUAGUCCCCCUGUGGUGUGCCUGUGGUGCCGUCCAGCGCCUGCCUCGGGCAGGAGACAGAUCCCCGCCGCCAUGUUGUUUUCCAGUGCGAUCUUGUAGUCGCGUGCUGUCGGUCGCGUGUUCCCGCUUCUGCGCGGCUAUCUGAGAGGGUCAGCGUGUGUGGCUCCGUCGCCGAGGCUCCGUCUCUCACCGUGAGUGUGCCUGACUGUGUGUGGGUGGUCGCUCGCAGGCGCCGGUCUCCACCCGUUGUUUGUGAUGAUGCCUGCGGAGGUAUAAACUGGCUCCAGCUUCUCCACCACGGUUCAGCUUGUCCCAGGAUGCUUGCUUGUUUCUUUGCUUCCCAUGUUGGCUUGCCGGCAGCGUACAGUGGGGACGUGUUUCUUCCUUCAUGCUUGGGUAGCUCGCCAUGUGGUCUCCGCCAUUUUGGUUGCGGUCUCUGCGUUUUGGGGUAGCUCUAUAGCAGCCUGGGGUGCUGGUUCUUCCGCAUGUCGGCAGGCCCAGGGUGGGGACCGGGAUCACCCCCGCCGGUCCAAAGGGGGGGGGGAACAGGGCCGGACCCCCCUAGCCUCAUGCUUCGCUUUCACCGCUGGUGGGCAGGAUAGCUGGGCAGCGGCCGUCCACCCCGCUCACCGCCCAAGCGGUCCCCAUCGUGGGUGACGGAGAGAGCGCCCCUCCGAGGGACUAGAACUUUGCAGCAAGCCUCUCCUCGGAACCAGGGUGGCUUCUUGCUCUGGGUAGCUGUUGCCAGUUGUUAGGUAAGUAUAAAGUCGAGUUUUAGUGUUAAAACUGGGAGAGAUUGCAGGAGCUGCACGAUCGUGCGACCGCUCAGCAUGGCGGUCCGGCCCCGCCCCCCUGUUUUUAGUUUUUUUUUGGGGGGGGGGUUAUAUAUAUUCUUUACUUUCAGGGAUAUGGUUGAUCAUACUUUAGUUUUGUACUAUACUACUGACAUGUUGUUCCAACCAGUUUGCAUAUACAGGUGGUCCUCAUUUAGCGACCUACUUGUUUUAUGACGGCUCGCACUUAGGACCAGGUUUAAGUGGGAGCUGUCGUGGGGAUUCCCUGCUCUGGUGCGCAUGUCUAUGUUCAGGGAAACUUACCCGAACAUAGAUGAAUGCACGAGAGCAGGGAAUCCCUCUAAUUUAUGUUCGGGGGAAUUUCCCCGAGCAUAGAUUAGAGGGAUUCCCUGCUCGUUGAUGAUAGAAUUGUGCAUAUACAAGAUAUUUCCUUUAGUAGAGUGAUGAGACGAAUCCUUUUGAAGAAUUGUUUUUAUGACUGUUACACAUCUUUGUAACUAAAAUGCUUUGGUAUCUGGUACAUCAUCAAUCCUUUUGUCUAGGGUUUAGGCCCCAGUAUUGGGGGAGUGGGGGAGGGGGAGGGAGUGUCUCUAUCCAUUAUUAAACUCACGUUUUCUGACUGUUCAAUGACAAACACAUCAAAACUAGUUUUGUUGACAACAUAAAUCAAAGACGUGUUUUGGAAAGACGUUGUAUUGUAAGGCAAUAACACUUUUUUUCAACCUUGUAGAUUUAUUGCCAUUUUGUUUCCCUACAAAACCUGUUUUAUCGACCAAGGCUUGAUAGAUCUACUGUUAAUAAUCGCUUUGUGUUAUUACUUCUCUGUUUAACUGCGUAAUAGUUUGUGCAUCCAUCAGAUCAGCAUGAAUUGUGUAAAAGUAUCUAGUUACUUGAGGUGUCCUAGCAGCUAAGCUACCCCAAUGGAGACCAAGUCCGCCAGGAUUAUCACAUAAUAAAACCAUUGUCUAGUAUUUAUUUGCUUUCUUUAAUAAGAAGCCAGUUCUUGCUGCAAGCAGUCACAAUGUUUACGUCCUGCACUGACAAACACAUGCUGGGGAUUCCUACUUCCGCAUAACCUGAUUAUGGUCGUGUAAUCUGUUGGUGACAAGCACUGAACUAUGAUAACAAACAGGUCAUGGAAAAUUGUAUUAUAUGAUUUAUUUUUUAUCAGUACAAGCAAUACUAUGGUAUUCCUUAAUUGCGUUGUUUGUUUGUUUUUUUGGUGAUUGAUGCUAGGAUCGCUUAAAAUUCUUUUUUUUUGUAUAUAUAUAUAUUUAAGUAGUUUGUAGUGAGACUUUUAUCGUUUGUUUGUGGGGGUUUUUGUUGUUGUUUUUUUGUUUUGUUUUUUAUGUUUCCGGUUUUAGUGUCUAUGACUGUGUGAAGUCAUUGGUAUAUAAAAUAACUGUGUUUUACUUUUGCUCUCUGGGUGUCCUGGACAUUUAAACAACAGAAUAUUGUACUGUUAAGGAGUGAUCUACGUUACGGUCUAUGUGCUCCUUAUCUGUCUGGUAUCCAAGAAUAUCAAAAAAGUUAUUCAUAAGUUUAAGGCAUGUGGUUUGUGGACACCCAGAGAAGUCCACUUCUUUGGCAGAACACAAAACAGAGGGACCAGACAGUCAUAUGACUCCUUUUGAAUCCUUUUGAAGUAAAUACCCAAUGAUGUCUCCUCUCUCCAAAAAGAUGAAUUAAACUCCAAGUGAUGUAGUAGACAACAUAGAUUAGCAUUAUUUUUAUUUUAAUUUUCUGUUAUGUAGCACAAACGUAAAAGAUCACAUUUUGUAUAAUGUCUAGAUCAGUGGUGUUAAUCUUUACGCUAACACGAUUCUACUUCGUUGAACUACCGGUACUCUUUUUUUAAAAUGUCAACAUAACAUUUUGAGAGAGGAAGAAAUAUUGUACAAAAAUAAGAAACACAUUAGUCAUACUCAAAUCUCUUUCUUAACAGAAAAUUAGAGGAUGUAGAAGUGAGAAAUAUAACACGUGCCCACCAGACUAUUUAGUGCUGCCAAAUUGUAUUCGUUAAAGGUCAGCAUUCAAGAACCGGAAAAAAAUAAAAAGUUUAAUGCUACUUAUAUUGGCUAGCUCUAUUACAUAAAUAUAAACACACACAAAAGCACUAGGAUGCUUUUAUAAGCAAGAGACAAAUUGUGUAAUUCAUCACUUUUCCCCCCUUCUUUUUCUUAUAUCGUAUCCAAUCUAACACACCAUGUACAAUUACAAUUGGUGGUUGAUUUUUCAGAUCUAGAUUACAACAAUGCUGGUGUGGUCAAUAGAAUGAUUUGCACUGUCUUGAAUAGUGGUGGCUCUAAGAGAAGUUGGCAAUAUAAUACCGAAAUGAAUGGUUAACUCUUUGUAUGUAAUGGCUAGAUCUACAUUGGCUAUAUUAUUCUGCAAGGAGCAUACUCUUCUCGUGAUUUGUGGCAAGAAAGUAGCAAUGGCGAAGAUGUUUAUAAUUAAUGCAAAGCGGGGAGGUUUGCAGCAUUAGGUGCGAGUUUUAGAUAUUUGUCAGAAGAAUUACGUGGAACAAGUUGCCGUAAUACACCUAUUAAUUGAAUUGGAUAUCUCAACACAUUUAAUUCACAUUGUUCAUAUUCCAAUGAAUAAACCAAAUAAAUGAACAUGCAUUAAAAGUCUUCCUGUUAAAAGGGGUGCAACUGAUCAACGGCUUUGCCCAACAUUUAUCAUAAACCAUACCAAUAUCCAGCACACUUGGAGUAUAUUCAUUGCUUUAUUGGUGUACUCAGAAAAAAUCUUAUCAUACCCUAGGAAUACUUUUUUUUUUUCUUCUUAUUAAAGAUAAAAGUGAGUAGCAUCACCCAAUGAAAGAAUGAAAGAAACUACUGCAAAAAAAUUGAAUUGGGAAAAAAAACCACCCCAAAAGUCAGAUUUGUGAUAGUUUUUCUGUUUGCUAAUUCUAAAAAUUCUACAGAAUAGCCAGCAUUAUCUAUUUCUUUCUGGGUGAGCCACCGUAAAAGUAUAUUCUAAUGUGUGUGAACAUAAAUGUUAUUGUGUUUGGGAACAAACUUGGAAAUUAUUACUGUUUAUACUUUGUAUUUUGGAACACUUCUAUAGUUACACCUCAGACCACUUGAGUACUAAAAUAAUUUAACUUUAUUUCCUUACAGCAUAAACCGUGGCAGAAGAUCAGGACUAUUGUGAAUAUUCCCAUCAUCAGUCCAUUUAAGAGGCGUUGGGUGCAGCUUGCUGGGCAUACAGGUGAGAUAACUUGAUAGAAGACAGACACUGCAGACACUGACAAAAAUGUGAUUUAGUGACAAAAAAAUAUAGGCAAUCCACUAUAAAACAAUUUUUAUUUUUUGUAUGUUUUUACCCAGUUUUCCAGUGGGGAAGGCAGCAUUUUCGUGGUAACUGGUGGCAAUGCUCUGAAUUCUGUUCAGUGGGCUGUAGUGGUUAUGACGGCUAGAGUAACUCUUUAAUAUGGUGACCCAAUGCUGCAGCCCCAAAAUCAUAUAUGUUUACCAAUUUUAUAUAUGAAACAAGUUGUCUGAGAAAUAAACAUUUGAUCUGAUAAUGCCUUCGCAGUCGUCGCAUGUAGUUUUUCAUUUAGCAGACCGUGGAGCAAGUGACUCCAUAACUGUAGCCCAACGUUAGCCUAGUUAAGAGAACAAAAAACAUGUCUUAAAGCCGCCCCAACCCCCACCCCCCUUGUGUAUAUAUCUUUUGAUACUAGGUGAUGGAAAUAGGUAAGCUCUAAGUAACAUUCCUUUCACUGCUACCUUGUGAUGCAACACUACUUGCAAACAUUCCGUAUGUAGAACGCAGGCGAUAUAUAUCUUUGUAUGCUCUGCAUUGCUAAGACUCCACUUCACCAGUCAUUGUUUCUCUUGGGGUAAUCUCGAGGUCAGGUAUUUCAUCAUUACUGUCCCACCAUCAACCACUCCCUUCUGUUCUGUUCUUUUCUGUAAAUGCGUUUCACUAUAUUUUAGUCUGUUUUGUAUAUUUCACUAAUACUGUAACCACUAAUUUUUACGUAUAUAUGUGGCAAGCCUUUUUUUAUGGAUUGAUUAUUAUGAAGGAACACCUGGUGUUUGAAAUUUCUAGUCCUAACCUUGGAUUUCCUGUUAAUUAUUAACUAACCUAUUCAAGUCAUACUUGUGAAAUCAGGGCAAUUAGUCUACUGUAUAAAAUAGAAACAGAAAUAAAUGAAUUAAUCGGCUGUAUUUCACAAGACGACAAACAUUAAUUACUAGGCUUCUUUAACUCUAAGUCAAACAAUACUUAAAAUAAAAUUUCAAGCUCUAAAUCCACUACAGCACACUACAGUGGUUAUAGUACCAGUAAUGCCCUUUGAGAUCUUACCUGCGGGCUGUAGUGGUUAUGGUGCUUGGAAUAUUCCUUAAAAGGAUUUCUCUAAGUACCAAAAUAACUUAAUGAAGUAGUUUUGGUGUAUAGAUCAUGCCCCUAUAAUCUCAUUUCUCACUUCUGUGGUGUUUACUCUUAAAUCACUUUGCAUUGACAGCACCUCCCCGCAUGGGCGUCCGCAGGGUGGGGAACAGGGGGCACGUUUUCAGCUUGUUCUGCUAUUUUUCGUGUGAGAUUUAAAAUGAACUGCAAUACCUGCGCCGGCCAGUAGGUGGCGCUGUGUAUGGAGAGACAGGGAAAGGAAGCUAAGCUGCAUCUUAUCCCUGCUUCUCUCUGCUGAUUGAAACCGCAGGGGAGCAGCACAUGCAGGCAACAGAGACAGCCUACAGAUCAGGUAAGUGAGGGAUGGGGGGGUUAAAAUAGACUAUAAAUUAGGGGAGUGAGGGAUGGGGGGGCAGCCUAUAGAUUAGGCAAGUGAGGCAUAUGGUGGCAGCCUAUAGAUUACGCAAGUGAGGCAUGGGGGGCAGCCUAUAGAUUAGGCAAGUGAGGCAUUGGGGGACAGCCUAUAGAUUAGGCAAGUGAGGCAUGGGGGGGCAGCCUAUAGAUUAGGCAAGUGAGGCAUGGGGGCAGCCUAUAGAUUAGGCAAGUGAGGCAUGGGGGGAAGCAGCCUAGAUUAGGCAAGUAAUGCAUGGGGGCAGCCUAUAGAUUAGGCAAGUGAUGCAUGGGGCAGCCUAUAGAUUAGGCAAGUGAGGCAUGAGGGGGCAGCCUAUAGAUUAGGCAAGUGAGGCAUGAGGGGGCAGCCUAUAGAUUAGGCAAGUGAGGAAUGAGGGGGCAGCCUAUAGAUUAGGCAAGUGAGGCAUGAGGGGGCAGCCUAUAGAUUAGGCAAGUGAGGCAUGAGGGGGCAGCCUAUAGAUUAGGCAAAUGAGGCAUGGGUGGUAAACCUAUAGAUUAGGCAAGUGAGGCAUGGGGAGCAGCCUAAAAAUUAGGCAAGUGAGGUAUGGGGGGGCAGCCUAUAGACUAGGCAAGUGAGGCAUGGGGGGUGGGGGGCAGCCUAACUAAAGAGUCUGCAAGGAGCAGGGGCAGCAAGGAGCAGGAAGGGUAUGCAAGGAGCAGGGGAGGCAAGGGUCUGCAAGGAGCAGAAAGGGACAGAAGGAGCACAAAGGUAAAGGAGCAGAAAGAAUCAGAAGGAGCACAAAGGUAAAGUAGAAGAAGGAGCAGAAAGGGACAACAAGGAGCACAAAGGUAAAGUAGAAGAAGGAGCAGAAAGGAUCUGCAAGGAGCAGAAAGGAAUCAGAAUGAGAAAGGAGCAGAAGGGCACAAAAUAAGCACAAAGUAGCAGAAAGGUAAAGGAGCAGAAGGAGCCAAAUAUAGAAGACAGUGUCAGAAGAAAAAGAAGACUGUCAAAUGAAUGAGAAGAAAAGGAGAUUGGAGCAGGAAGGACAAAUGAAGUGAACCCUCCACUUUAUUCUGGACACCACAUCAUAAGGCUUUGGUACCUGGGCCUGGCAGGGAAACUCUGGACCUUCUCAUCUCCCCAGGUAAAAAGAAAUAUCAGUGUUAAUCUGUUCACUUUAAUUUACUGAGUGUCAGGAAGCACAGAGUGCCGCUGGGUAGGGGUGUUGCUGAUUGGCUAGAGCGGUCAGCUGGCACUCUAAGCCAAUCAGUAGCUCCCCAUUCAUAAAAAAGUAAAACACUCUUAUGAACCGGGAACUGGCGAUUGGCUUAGAGAGUCAACUGUCCACUCUAGCCAAUCAGCGGCACCCAUGCCUGACGUCAAUCUGCACUUCCUGACACUCCGUUUCAGAUGCCGAAUACCACUGAGCGACCUGAAGCUGGAGGAAGCCUUUGGGGUUAAACCAUUUGAGAGCGGUUUAACACCUUAAAGGAAAGAGAGCACCCAGGGGCUUCCUGGCAUCAUAGCAUUUUCAUUUAGAUUAAGUUGUUAUGGUGACCAGAAUGUUCCUUUAAUUUGCUUAAAGGAACACUAUAGUGUCAGGAAUACAAACAUAUAUUCCUGACACCAUAGUUGUGAAAACGCUAUUCACCCUGGCUUUAUGUGAUAAUGGCUAUGCCCCCUUCCCUUUCAUGACACUGUCAAAAAGGUACCAAGCAUGGAUUUCAUUACAAUUAUGCUCCCACCUGGAUAAAUUCCUGCGGAUGCCCAUGCCUCCCCGGCACAUUACCCAAAUACAAUACUGUUUUCUAUAUUAAAUGUCACGAUUUGCUUGUGAGUGGGAUUAUUUUCUCUCAUUGCUCUGCCUGCCAGUAUUGGUCCCAGUUCCCACUCUGUAGAAACACCUUAUGGAAAAAUUACCUGCGCACAACCAAAAGAUAUAACACCACCUGGAAGAAUUCACAGUAACAAAACCAUUCUAGAUCUAUUCCAAGACUAUUGCUUAUCACAGGUAGAUGAUGGCAUACAUUAAUUACAAAUAUAGCAUUUUACCUACUGUUAAAUUAUUAUUGCAGGGAUAUUAAUUAUUUUGUGGGGGGUGGAGGGGGGGGGGUUUCUGGGCAGCAAACUUCCUAUUUGUAAAGUAUCAAUGAAUUAAAGAUUAUUAUUUAGCAGCUUUCUAUCAGAUUCGCUGUUAGAACAGGGAUUUUCUUUUUUCCUUCCUGAUUUCAUCAGCGUCAGAUUUGCCAGUAGGUAAGUUAAGUUGCAUCCUAGAGGUUUAAUAGAAAUAUAAAGGACUCCUGGUUGAGUUGCUGAACUCUUCAUACCUAGCUUCAUUGUGGGCAGCCCCCAGCCAUUUGUCAAAAACCAUUCUUAUUUUUUUUUUCCUUUUUGUUAAUACAAUGUAUUUUCUUGGUGGAACCUGGUGGUUUUGUGAGAUGUUAAUCUGACCCAUGACACGUUACAUCCGGUGUGAUGAACCUUGUCAAGUGAACCUGGGGAAGAUGCAUGCAUGUAUUGGCACAUUCCCAAUUCAUGCUCUCGAAGAUUAAGUAUUUAUUGUAUGGUGCAUUACAUCUACAACUGCAGACAGUUUUAGUUGUUGACCUUCUGUAAAAAGAGAACCACUUAAAAAGCAAAUUUUUUAGUUUUUCAUCAUCACAAUUUGGUAAUUUAAGAACGUUUGCAAACCUAGAACAGCCAAAGUUUGUCGUAUUUUAUUUGGCCUUAUGCCGCCAUGCUAUUCAAUGGGUCAUUCCAUUAUAGAAUAGCAUUCUUAAGAGAACAUUCCACUGACCAUGACAACUUCACCUCAAUGAAAUUGUUAUGGUGCCAGUAGGUACUUGGCAUCGUAUUACUUUAAGGGGUUAAACCAUUUACAAACUGUUUAUCCCCAAAUUUGUGAAGGUGGUGCCCGCCCACUCUGCACCCUGAUUUUAGUAAAGACAUGGAGGCUCCUAUUAUGCUUCUCUUUCUUUCAUUUUCCCUCAGCAGCCAAGAGAAAAAAUGUAUGUAAAAGAGAAAAACAACAUAACAUUAGCAUAUUCAACAGUGCUACUAAUCAGUAUCCACCCCCUUCAGCAUAUAAGGUGAAGCACUCUCUUCCUCUUCCUCUUUCUUCGCUGCUCGAUCAGACCAGCUAAGUACAUUAUUCUCCUACUUGCUUUGUGAUAUAAUUGAUCUGGGACUGUAUAUGUUAUCCCUAUUCACUUAGGGGCUUAUGUUUUUGCUCCCACUAGUUUACUUUUACUAUUAUUACUGUCUAUGACUUCUUAACUCAUAUUUAGAUAUUGUAGUGUUAUUUGUGUAUUUACUGCAUUAUACUGUAUUUGUGUCCCCUGGGUCCUGUGGUGUUCGGCAGGUCUGCCUUGUCUGGCAAAUCAGGGUCUUUUCCCCCCUCUGGGUGGGUGCUUUUCUCCCUGGCCCCUCUCCCGACCGGGAACUGUUACGAGGGCUUCCUACCCUCACCCCGUUCCUGGCUCCCUUCAUUAUACCCGCCGGCUUCCACGUGGCGGUUAGUUUUUUACUUUAACUUUCGCCGCUUGCGAGCGCCGCUCAUGCGCACUACACUUGCGGCGGCCAUCUUUUUGGUUUUCUGUCGCUGCCCUAUGCCGGCGGCCAUUUCAACACUCAUGCUGCAGUUUUGAACGGAUCUAGACGCUGCACACAAAGCUGCUCCACUAAAAUCACCCAGGAUUUGCUACUUUUACUCUCAGAUUACCCCUACCCUGUGCUUGGAUUAAGCAAUCCUGCACCUUUUGUCUUUUAUUUAUUUUCUUCCUUGCACUCACUUACUGUAGUCAUGCAGUCAGCUGGAGAGGACUCAGGAGGUGAGGACCUCCCGGGAACACAAUUCCCAUCUAGACAGACUCAUGCCAAGGCACAGUCGGAAACACCUGGGGCAGACACAGCCCGUGACACAAAGGAGACACUUGCGUUCGACACAGACAAUUUGAGACACCCUUGCUCCGCUGAAUGGGAGCGCUCUGAGCACAUCGCUUAAUACCUAGCUCUCAGAGUACGUAAAUCCCUCUCCCAGGAGGGUCGUAAUAAGCUGAGGGCGGAAUGCCCCUGACCUAUCAUACCAGAUGCAGUGGCAAAAAAACCCUGAAGUCGACCCACAAAUUGCCCAAUUUUUGGCUAAGAUCGGUUGAAAGUUCGAAACGGUCAGGAUAAGUUCCUAGACACUCUGGGUCCGGUCACUAAGUUAUAUGAACUGCUUGAAGCAGCUCAGUCGGGCGAGGCACAACUGUAUUUUGAUGUAGCAUUUGGAUGGCUCCAACGCCUGGUUUGUAUGAUCGGCAACGCCAACACGGCCAUGUCUACCGAAUGCAGGAAAGCCAUCCUGCUCAAGAUCGAGCCCAAGCUAGCUAGCAUGGCUCCCAAUGAACCAGGUGCCUCCGCAAAAGGCUUGUUGUUCGGAGAGUCCUUCUCAAAGGACCUGGGCUCCUAUGUAAAGACCUUCAUGGCCUUGGACAAAGCCCAAUCAUCCAUCAAACGUGUCUUCAACCAAAAGGUUUUUGGUGGGGCCGGUAGAGGUAGGAGCUGUCUAUCCGGCCGGAAUCCCCGGGGUUUUUCCAGAACGGGCAGAGGCUCCUUCAACCCUCAAAAACUGAACCAAGAGCAUUCCUACACUCCGUUCUUCCCUUCACGAGGAAGACCUUGGAAUGCCUGCGGCGAUCAAGGAGCAUCCACAGGAAAACACCCUUAUGGUGAGUGCACUGUUUCCCCAUUUUUCCCAUAUAAAUGUGGGGGGCAGAUUGGCCUUGUUCUAUCAGGCCUGGGCUAUGAUCACAUUCGACAGUUGGGUGUUGCAGACUAUAGAGGGUUACCACCUAGAAUUGACGGCCUUUCCCGUUCAGGGCACCCCUCCGUGGGUGCUUCACAUGUCACAAUCCCACCACGAUCUCAUCUCUUCGGAGAUCAGGGAACUGCAAGCCAAGAAGGCUAUAGAGGAAAUCCCUCUAGAUACUCCAGGUUUUGUGAGCAACCUGUUCUUAGUGCCGAAAAAGGGAGGAGGCAUUCGCCCGGUUAUAAACCUGCGGCCCUUAAACGCCUUUGUCCAAUAUCGACGCUUCAAGAUGGAGGGCAUACAUUGCUUCCUAGACCUACUCCUCCACGGGGACUGGAUAGUCAAACUAGAUUUGCAGGACGCAUAUCUGACAGUCCCGAUAGCGGCAGAGCACAGAGAUCUGCUUCAAUUCCCGUGGGGGACAAAGAAAUGGUGUUUCACAUGCCUUCCCUUUAGACUGUCCUCCGCUCCCUGGUGCUUAACAAAAGUACUGAAACCAGUGGUUACCUUCCUCAGACUACACGGGGUCCGGCUUAUUAUUUAUCUGGAUGAUAUCCUCCUGCUCUCCGGGACGCGGUCCCUACUGUUGGUUCAUUUAUCAUGCACCCUGCAUCUCAUUCAGAACCUCGGUUUCCUGGUGAACUGGAAGAAAUCGGUUCAAAGACCUUCACAACAAAUGGAAUUCCUGGGAUUCCGAGUCGACUCCGUUCGACAGAUUCUAUGCCUCCCGGCAGAAAAGAUGUCCAACAUCAAAAAAGAGAUAAGGCGACUUUUGAACCGCCCGGACAUCUCCAUGAGACAAUUGGCACGGGUCAUUGGACUAUUGGCGGCCUCCAUCCAGGCGAUCUUUCCGGAUCCGCUUCACUACCGGGCGCUACAACGGCUGAAAGCGACCUGCUUAAGAAAUGGCCACUCAUACGAAUCCCAUGUUACUCUGGACGUGGAAUCCAGAGAAGAACUGAACUGGUGGUUGACCCACAUGGAAGCGUGGAACGGACGAGCGAUCUUCGGUUCCACCCCGGACCUGGUGAUAGUUGGAUGCCAGCUUACAUGGCUGGGGCGCGCGCUGUGGCUCCAUAUCCACCGGAGGCAGAUGGUCCACGGACGAAUCGUUUCUACAUAUAAACUCUCUGGAACUACUAGCAGCCUCGUUUGCCAUCCGCAGCCUCUCACCCAGCGGCAUCUCAUGCUCGAUCCUACUUAAACUGGACAAUGUCUCAGCAGUACGGUAUAUAAACCAUCUGGGAGGCACCAAGUCACGCAUCUUAGCGGUCUUGGCUCGAGAUUUUUGGCAUUACUGUUUACAGAACAAUGUGUCCGUUACCGUGGAACACACCCCAGGCCUGGACAAUUACACCACGGAUUGGAAUUCCCGUUACCUGAGGGACUCGGGAGAUUGGAGACUUCAACCGAAUGUGUUCCACAAGAUCACCCAAUAAUGGGGACCUUUGAGUGUGGACCUGUUUGCGUCCAGACUGAACACGCAACUACCUCGGUUCUCCAGCUUGCGAGCAGACCCGGAAGCCAUGGCAACCGAUGCAUUCCUCCAGGAUUGGACCAAAGGCCGGGCUUAUGCCUUCCCUCCAUUCAAUCUGAUUGCUCGAUCCCUGGCAUACCUCCGACGCUACAAGAGCACGAUGGUCCUGAUAACCCCAUGUUGGAGGUCCCAACCUUGGUUUCCCCACCUAUUGGAAAUGGCGAUCAAUCGCCCACGGUUGUUACCAGAUCACCCAUCUCUUCUAACCAAUCCGGACGGGGAGAGUCACACUCUGAUAGAACAAGGGCUCCUCCGUCUCAUGGCGUGGCUCCUUUCCAGGGACCCUGGGAAAUCACAGAAGUUUCGAGAACAACUACACAACUUCUGGUAAACGCAUGGGCACCGGGAACACGACAUGCCUAUACUGCGGCUUGGAGACAGUGGGCCAAUUGGUGCUUGGAACGAUCGUUGGAUCCUGUAUCAGCCUCUGUGAAGACGGUGUUGGAUUUCCUGACACAUCUGUUCGAAUCAGGCAAAGCCUUCCGCACCAUCAACCUGUACCGCUCUGCAAUUUUGGCGGGCCAUGAUAAGGUGGACGGACUCCUACUCGGACAGAACCCCUUGGUCUGUCGUCUGCUUAAGGGUGUUCGUUUCCUGCGCCCACCUAAACCUAUAUAUGGAUCCUUUUGGGAUGCCAACGUGGUGUUCAAGCUUCUGGACGAAUGGCCCCAUAACACGGAAUUGUCUUCAAAACAAUUGUCGGCAAAACUGCUUAUGCUGUUUUGUCUACUAUCCUGUAAAUGAGUGUCUGAUGUAAGAGCUUUGGAUUGGCAGGCCCGCAUGUUCACUCCGGAUGGAGUGUCAUUCGAUAUCUCGCGGAGAACGAACUCGGCAACUAAACAGGUCUUUUACCCAAGAAUCGCAAAUCAACCCAAUCUGUGCCUGAAAGAAUACGAAUCUCGCACUUCUGCUCUACGCCCGUCUAAUGACGGACCUCUGUUCAUCUCACUGAAGAAACCACAUCUCCCUGUAACUACACCUACGCUCGCCCGUUGGGUCAAAUGGUUAUUGGCUUCGGCCGGGAUAGAUGUCUCUGUUUUCUCAUCCCACUCCGUCAGGGGCGCUAUGGCCUCUAAGGCAUCGGCGAUAGGGUGUCGAUUGGAAGACAUCUUGAAGGCCGCAGAUUGGUCUACAGAAUCCACAUUCCGGAAUUUUUAUUUUAAACCUAUACAGCACUUCUCAGAAAGGGUUAUAGCUCCGCUUUAAAAGAGCAUAAUAGGAGCCUUCGUGUCUUUAAUAAAAUUCCAAGAUUUUACUAUUAACAUGAUGUAAAGUCAUGAUUUUAUUAAUGACACGGAGGCGAGUAUUAUUCCCUCCCACCCUCCCUGGGUGGAGUUUGUGGGAUUCACAUGCCUGUCAGUCUUAGAUUGUGUCUGCCUCUAUCCUCCUACCUUACAGGUUGGAUUUUCCUGUCUCUUAUCAGAUAAUUGACUAUAAAGCUUAGCUUAUCACGCUAGUUUUACAAUACGUUUUCAUGUCUUAUGAUGUUAUGACUAUGGUUUUUCUCCAGACCUAGGUAGCCAUAUAUAUAUUGUGGUAUGUUACAACCAGGUGUCAAUCGAGAUAUUACCAUAUUUCUCCUCUCUUUUAGCCUGAAUACUUAUAUCGGGGUGAUAAAGAAAAUUUCAAGGACGGCUCUACUGUUUUCCCAUAAAUAAUGGAUGUAUGACUGCUAUGCGAUGUUACAGUUCUGGUUCAAGUUUAUCGUUCGGUUAUUGGCUGGUCUUCGGAUCACUAGAGGAAGAGGAAGAGAGUGCUACACCUUAUAUGCUGAAGGGGGUGGAUACUGAUUAGUAGCACUGUUGAAUAUGCUAAUGUUAUGUUGUUUUUCUCUUUUACAUACAUUUUUUUUCUUUGCUGCUGAGGGAAAAUUAAAGAAAGAGAAGCAUAAUACUCUCCUCCGUGUCAUUAAUAAAAUCAUGACUUUACGUCAUGUUAAUAGUAAAAUCUUGGAAUUUCUGGCUAUGGUCUGAGACUUCAGCUGAUGCUCUCAGUCUACCAUAAGCUCCCCAUUCGCAAAAAACCAAAACCAUUGAUGGAUGAUUUUUAUUUCUUGUUCUGUUUUUCCUUUUGUCAUGUUCUAUUUUGUUCAUUACUUAGUAUAUUAAACUAGUACAAUUAAAAAAAAAUCACUCUUUUCUGCUAAAAUUCUUUUUUAUUGUGCCACUAAUAAAACUUUUGUUUUGUGAGACACAUAGUCACAUAUUUAUUUUUCUACUGUCACACUGUGUUGUUUGUUUGAUAUUCCUAAAUCACUUUCCAAACAACCUUCUUUAUGCACCAGAGGCUGAGAAAUAUGACAUUUUGCAAUUUAAGGAUGCAAACCAUACAAAGCUGUUCGAUGCUGGUAGCAAAUAUUAUUAUACUUUAAUAAGCUUCAGCAUAUUCUGAAACCCACUUACCAUACAUCUAUUUAUUGACUAAGAUAAGGCCUAUUCUACCAAAAUAGAACUUAAUAUAAAUUUUAAAUCAAGGAUGGGAUUUGAUGUGAAACUAGUUUAAAUUAUUAAAUGUAUUGGGAUAUAUGAAAAACACAAGUUAAUUGAGCAAAACAGUAAAGGAAAGGUUCAUAGUGUGUGUUGAGUAAAAGAGACAAAUAUGCAGCACCAUAACCACUACAGAGCAUCACAUUCUGAUCUAGGCAUUAAUCUUUCUGAAAUUAUUUUGGGGUGUAGGGGUUGGAGUUUGAGUAACAGAGGUUUGUCCAAAAAUACAGAAAACAGUGCUUAUGGUAGCUGAAGUUUCCAUUGAGUAACCUGUAGAAGGAACAUGAGGUACAUAGUUAAUAAGAAGAUCAUUAUUGUUCGUUAACUGUAUCUACAGAGGAGUCACUGAUCACAUGGGUGGGUAGGUGUUUAUUUCUGCUUAGAUAAGGGGUAGAAAUAGGAGGAAAGAAAGUAACAUUAAAGGACCACUAUAGGCACCCAGACCACUUCAGCUCCGUUAAGUGGUCUGGGUGCCAGGUCCCCAAGGUCUUAACCCUGCAGUUGUUAACAUUGCAGUUUCAGAGAAACUGCUAUGUUUACACUGAGGGUUAAUCCAGCCUCUAGUGGCUGUCUCACUGACACUGCCAAGGGAGCCCAGCGCUGGAGAAAGGUAAGUGUUUUAACCCCUUCAGCCCAGCGGGAGGGGGGCAAUGAGGGUGGGGGGGACCUAAGGACUACAUAGUGCCAGGAAAACAAGUUUUUUUUUUUCCUGGCACUAUAGUGUACCUUUAAUUAGGUAUGUUUAGGAUGUAAACGUAAGAAUGUGGAAGAUUUUUCAAAAAUCAAGUACAGCACAAAAACUAGAAAAAAAAAGAAAAAGAAGCGGUUAUGGAGCCUACAGUGUCACUUUAAACUUUAGUGUGAUUAUUGAAAAAAAAUUAUUUAAAAAAAACAAACUUUGAUUAUACUUUUCUUAUUUGGUUUUUAUUGCACUGUAGAUAUGAUAUAAUAAACAUCUUAUUGUGGGAAGUUGCCUUAGGAUAAAUGUGAUGUGUCCCAACUGUCAGGAUCUUACCUCAGAUGGGAGUCUGAAGCGCAGAGAUAUUCUCUCACCCUUAUCGAUAAACACAGUCCAAGGUGACCAGGUAAGAAGCCACCUGGACUGUGAGUCUGUGCACGGGGACUGUGAAGGAGAGGUGCUCCAAUACGCAGUACAGACAAAGUCACAAGCAGAAGGAUAGUCAAGGUGUAGCUGAAGUCAGAGGAUGCCAGAGGUCAGAUAAACAAGGAGUAGCCAAAGUCAGAAGAUGCCAGAGGUCAGGAUAAACGAGGAGUAGCCGAAGUCAGAGGAUGCCAGAGGUCAGGAUAAACAAGGACUAGCCGAAGUCAGAGGAUGCCAGAGGUCAGGAUAAACAAGGACUAGCCGAAGUCAGAGGAUGCCAGAGGUCAGGAUAAACGAGGAGUAGCCGAAGUCAGAGGAUGCCAGAGGUCAGGAUAAACGAGGAGUAGCCGAAGUCAGAGGAUGCCAGAGGUCAGGAUAAACGAGGAGUAGCCGAAGUCAGAGGAUGCCAGAGGUCAGGAUAAACGAGGAGUAGCCGUCAGAGGAUGCCAGAGGUCAGAUAAACAAGGAUUAGCCGAAGUCAGAGAGGGAUGCCAGAGGUCAGGACAACAAGGAUUAGCCGAAGUCAGAGGAUGCCAGAGGUCAGGAUAAACAAGGAUUAGCCGAAGUCAGAGGAUGCCAGAGGUCAGGAUAAAGGAGGAGUAGCCAAAGUCAGAGGAUGCCAGAGGUCAGGAUAAACGAGGAGUAGCCAAAGUCAGAGGAUGCCAGAGGUCAAUAAACUAUGAGUGGAGCCAAGGUCAGAAGCCGGGGUCAAUCUGGAUAACAAGCUCAGGAGACUAGAAAGCAAGAACUACACACGUUAACCAGAAUCAAAAAACUGAGAAUGUACUCAGGGAGGGGCAGUGUUUUAUACCCAGCUGAUGAGCUAGCUGCCUCAGGUGAAGCACAGGCAAUAGCCACAGAAGUCCAGCCCCCUAGUGCUGCAGACAUAGCCAGGUAUAACAGGGCUAGAACAACUCAAAAGUACAGGAUCUACUGUGACUCAGAGGCAGUAUAGCAGACAACAAAGGACCCAGGUUCAAAUCCCCUGUCUGGCAACUGUGGGGCGACUGGACGGUGAGAGCCAUGACACAAACAUUUGGCGAGCCAGUUGUGAGUUCUUACCCAGAUGUUAAGAACCACUUAUCUGUAACCUGCAGGCUUCCAUUCAUGGUCCUUUGGGGUUCUUUUGAGAUAAGGGUUAUAUAAAUGACUACAAAUGCCUACUUGUGUGCUUUCUAUAUAGUCAUUUUAUGGUAUCUUCUUUGCAGGCAUGUAACUUGUCCAGUUUGAUAAUUGUCAACUAUGUGGCUUGAUCACUUACAGAGUCACUAUGUAUUUUAUGUCUACUUAAUGCAGUAAUUGUGGUUCUUAUUUUCAUAGGAAGUUUCAAAGCAGCAGCUGGUGGUACAAUUUUGAAACGAUACUCGGAGAAUGAGAAGAAUUGCUUUGAGUUGCUUAUGAACGAUUCCCUGAGCUGCUGUGUCCCUACGUUUCAUGGAGUCGUGGAAAGAGAUGGUGAAAGCUACAUUCAGUUGGAUGACCUACUCAACAACUUUGAUGAGCCCUGUGUUAUGGACUGUAAAAUGGGAGUCAGGUAGGAAUUAUACUUUUUUUAAUUGUUUAUUUUUCCAAAUCUUCAAUGUUCACCUGUUGUUGGGUGAGUCCCUAUUUUGAGUUCAGGUCCUUCUACUAUUUUCUGCUCUAAAGUCAUUCUUUUGUGGGAGCAACAAUUUUUUUUGGUGUUCAUAACAAUGUAAGUCACUGCUUCAUAGAAAUAAAACUCAUAGCAGAGCUGGUGCAAGGAAUUACAACAUCCACCAAAGGACGCAUAUACAACACUUACACAGUGGCGCGUGCAUGAUUUUUGCUGGAGCUUCUUGAUAAUCAUCCAUGCCACACAAUUGAGUUGAGUUUAUUUUGCAAGAUUAAGACUUCCUAUUGUGGCUGUCUACCUGUCUUUUAAGAGAAAAGACAGUGUUUACAUUAGAGCUUAGGGAUAACUCCAGUGGCCACUACUCAGACUGCCACUAGAGGUGCUUCCUGGGUGACCAUCAGUGUCUUCAUGCUCUUCAUGGAGGCGCUGAACUUUCCUCAUAGAGAUGCAUUUAUUCAAUGCAUCUCUAUGAGGAGUUGCUAUUGGCCAGGGUGGUGUUUUGCUCUGCACCUGCCCCUGGCCCGCCUCCUUGGCAGAGAUCAUCAGAAGUGACUAUUUCAGCCAAUCCAAUUCUUUCCUAUGGGAAAACAUUGUGAUUGACUGAGAUCAUUCAUUCUUAUUAUGUCAGCCAAGGAGGCGGUUCGAGGGUGAAGCCAGCACCGGCAGAUCUGCUCUGCGCUGGAAAUAAGGUGAGUUUUUACUAGCUUUAAGGGGUGCAUUAGGGUGUCACGGGGGGCUAAAUAGUUAGUUUAAUACUAUAGGGUCAGAAAUACAUGUUUGUGUUCCUGGCCCUAUAGUGUUUAGUUGUCAAGUCCCUUUUAAAGACAUUAGGAAUUAAACUCUGAGAAAUUCAGAUUUAAAAGUAUUUGCCUCAAACCCUACAUUUUGAUAGUCACAUUUUAACCUGACAUUUUAGAUAGUAAAGUUCUGGGCUUUUUAGAUAGUUUCUUUAGGCUAUACCAUAAAACUACAUCUUCAAAUGUUUGUUUUAUCCUCCAUUUCACCUUACCUGUUUGUUUUUUCCCAUGCAAAGUAAAAUGAUCAGAAUGCUAAGCAGUCCGUACAAAAUGUACUGUCAUAAAUUGAAAGUAGUUGCACCAUACUGUGUCAUUUCACAAUAUCGAAUGUUUCUAUGUUUCUGAUGAGUAUUAGGAGUAUGAAAUGGGAAGCAAAUGAUUUUGUGCACAUGAAAUUUUUUUUAAAUUUUCCAACUUCCCACAUUACACAGCACAGCAAGAUUUUCUCUCUUUUUUUCUUUUCAUCUUUAAAAAUUCUUUAUUUUUGAUGUGCAUGUAGGUACAAUUCAGCAUUGAACGCCACAACAGCGUAGACAGACAUAUAAAAACUAAAACAGUAGUAUGAAAAGUGCACAUAAUAAUUUAUUUAUUUAUUUAUUAUAUGAACAAGCUAAACUUGCAAGUCUUAUUAGUGAUUGAAUAUGUAGUCAGGAGUAGAGAGACGUGUACAAGGUUCUAUGCUUUGUAUACCUGAAAUCAUAGAAUAUUAAAAGCAUGGCAUAAGCUCACUGAUAUAAAGACAUAGCUAUUAGGGUAGCAGUUUGACAUGCUAGAAAAAUAUUCAAGGGAAACUUAAAGGACCACUCUAGGCAUCCAGACCACUUCAGCUUAAUGAAGUGGUCUGGGUGCCAGGUCCAGCUAGGUUUAACCCAUUUUUUCAUAAACAUAGCAGUUUCAGAGAAACUGCUAUGUUUGUGAAUGGGUUAAGCCUUCCCCUAUUUCCUCUAGUGGCUGUCUCAUUGACAGCCACUAGAGGCGCUUGCGUGCUUCUCACUGUGAUUUUCAUAGUGAGAGCACGCCAGCGUCCAUAGGAAAGCAUUAUGAAUGCUUUCCUAUGUGACCGGCUGAAUGCGCGCGCUGCUCUUGCCGUGCGUGCGCAUUCAGCCCAGGAGGUGGAACGGAGGAGGAUCGGAGGAGGAGAGCUCCCCGCCCAGCGCUGGAAAAAGGUACGUUUUUACCCCUUUCCCCCUUCCAGAGCGGGCGGGAGGGGGACCCUGAGGGUGGGGGCACCCUCAGGGCACUACAGUGCCAGGAAAUGAGUAUGUUUUCCUGCCACUAUAGUGCUCCUUUAAGGAAACAUAAAAAAUAAUAGGAAUAACUGGAUGUGAGACAGAUAAUGUAGGACUGUCAGGAUGGCUCACUGCAAAUGAAGUGGAGAUGUGGGCCCGAGGCCAGAGUCAGUCAACUCCCACAAGGGGUAGGGUGAAGCUGUCUGUAAGAGAGUCCAUGUGUAAGGUUGCAAAAUGGAUCCCAGGUGUUGUUUUCCCCCAUCUCCAAAACUCCACAGAAGCCAAAUCCACUGCUCCAUGGGCUCGGAGGUCCAUGAGGACCAGCUUUCUCCUCCACCGGGGGUAACACCUGGAUCUGGGCAAAGCCUGCCGCUUUCGGCGGGUAGUCUUCCGCACCUGAGUGCACUGUGAGGAGGUAAGGCUUACAGUGCCUCUUGAUCUAUGCCGACGAAUAGGCCGUUGCGUCCGUGAUUUCUGUAGCUUGAUGUCUAGAAGGGUCUUUCCCACCAUUUUGUUGCUCGCCCUUCUCAGCUUCUUUCCGGAGGGUGAACUGAGCAGCCUCUGCCCGCUGUUUGAGCUGCAUCCAGAAGCACCUGAAGAUAUCCUCUAGGCGUAGUAUACAGAGGUCUGUGUUGCUACUGUGAGCUGUAUGAUUUAUGUUUAGCUCUCUCGUGCCAUGCGGGGUGACAGCCGCCAUCUUAGGUCGUCGUGGUUUGUGUCAGUGAUGGCUGGAGGCGAGAGGUAGAUAAGGCUUGGCCAGUAUGUAGCUGUCCAGUGGGGAUUGGGAUAACCCACACAGGUCCAGAGGAGGGGGGUAGAAGGUCAGCAGGGCCACAACUGUAAACCUAGGAGCGGGAAGAGCGGCCGCCUGCUUCAUGUCCAGUAGGCCGAAGCUAAGUGUUUUGAGGUUUAGGAGGCUGAAAAACACGGGUGAAGUCUCAAUCGAGUUGCCUGAACACUCCCGACGUGGGUAGUGCACUUUGGUGAGUAUGUCAGCUCAGUGUUUGGGCUCAUUUCCCCAAAAUUAACUGAAUAGCUGAGAGCCUCUUCUGCAUACGUCUAGACAGCUCCAAGGUCAGGUUCUGCCCCCUCCCCCACCUUUUUUCUUUUUUAAACAUAUCAGAACAAAUAUUUAAACGUUCAAAUUAUAAUUAUAUAGCUGUUCUCGAGAAACAUGAAAGGUUGUUCACGUAGCCUGGAGUUAAUUGUGGGUGAGUAAAGCUAACCAGUCGAACUUCUCCUGAAUCCUAUAUAUUUUUAUGCAUUACCAGAAGAUGGGAAUGUUUGCGAAAUUCCAGUAGACUAUGAUUAGGUGUUCUAGCCGCUGUCUGACAAUGAAUGCUCAAGGAAUCUUUAUAGAUACAGAGGCAAAGUACAGAUUCUCGUAAAUGCAUACAUUAUUAUUUGAAAGGGUUUAAUGAUGGGCAUGGUAAUGAUUUCAGUGAAUAUUAGAACUUUAUAAAUGAUUAUUUUGGUCCAGAAAGAACAAAUUAAAGAUCAGUCCAAUCAAAUGUGCCCUCAGUUCCACAACACCAAAAAGCCAAAUCAAGUCAUAGUGUCGGGAGGUGAGGGCCCUUCUAUUACAUUGUUAGCAUUUAGUACUGACCAGCAAGAAAACUAAGCCAAUUCCAUGACUUGCCACUAGAGGGCUACGAUAGGUGUCUCAAGUGAAAGAUUACUAUUUUUAGUUUACUCAAGGUGCCUCAAUCUAUUAUUUGUAAUGUUUAGGGGGGAAAAGCUAGCUAAAUGAUACCAUUUUGUUCUGGUUUUCAGUUCUACUUCCGUUGCACAAAUGGUUUGUCGUAUAUGUUUAAAAAUGGUCAGCCUCUUUUAGUAAGACCUAUUUUCCACAUAGUAAAAAAUUGGCAGUGAAAUAUAAACUUUAUUGUAUGCGAUAAACCGUAUUUUAGUGCGUAUUAUUUUACGUGUGGAUAGAACUUAGUGAGGAAAAGGGGAAAAGAUUUCUUGUGUCCUAUCUACUUUAAAAUAAUGUGUGCAAAUAAUGUCCAGAAGGAAAAACGUAAAAAGGGGGGGGGGGGCCUGACCGCAGAGCUGAGCAGAAGCAAGUCACAGCAGCUCCUGCACGUUUAUAUUGAUUUUACUAAAUAUCUGCAGAUAAACAGCAUAAUCUGUCUUAUCUUGUCCACUACUUGCCAGGAGACAACAUGGUGAUACCUUUUGAGCUGCCAUUUCUGAAGAAUAGUUUGCUUUGGCUCUGUGGCUUACAAGCAUGAUUGGUGCAGGGGAGAUGGACGCUCUCAUGCUCCCACAGAAGGCUGAAGUCUCGUGUCUGGGCCCUCGUGUCUCCCCCACCCCCUCUGGGCUGAUGCGGGUCAUCCCGGUCCCAGCAGACUAUCUCCACGAUCAGUGGCACACACACCAAGAGAGCUCUCAAUGCCCAAAAUGGCGGAGGUGGAAGGUGAAUCUGCGAGACCACCAUGCAACAGCUACAUGGCAAUCUCGCAGCUUUCCUGAGGCGAAUGGUAGAGAGUCAGAGAAGCCUAACACAGCUACACCACUUCUCGUUGACCGAUGUAAUUGUGGAAGACCCCUCUGGAUCCCUGGCUCAUGCUUUGAGGUGUGUUUGGGAAUUCCUACCUGGUCACUCCUCACUUCACGCCGCUGCCCCUGCCAGCCUGCACAGCACUCCUGCUUUCCAGCUGAAACCGGCAAGGGAUCACACGUCUGGUGUGCACUCACCCGUCUUCUCCCCUCUCUCAGCACACAUCAGGCAGGACUCACUUCUAUCAUGUCACAAACCUUGCAGGUCAGGUGUUGGGUGAGCCUAAGCAGUCUGAGGGACUCCCUUAUGUCGUGGGCUGCACUCAGUGGAGAUGGCUCCUGUUAAUAUAAGUGUCAACUAAGCUACCUGUUUUACUCUCUCUGUUCUGCGCAGUUGAUCCUAUAUGCAGUGCUUAAGCUCUACUCAUUACUCUUUCUGUUGUCUACACAGCUCCGCAUUAGGUACCUCUUGUUAUAAUUUACCAAAAUGUGCUGUUUACAACUUAUAUACAUUUACUGAUAGAAAUUUGUACUUCUCCUGACAAUCUAUAAAUGUGUGUACCGUUAUUCUUGCUUUAAACACACAUCCAAAAUAAAGAAUUAUAAAUGUAAAAAAAACAAAACCUUAAUUAAAAAAUAAAAAACUAGGUCCACAAGUCCCCAUUAACCAGGGUGUGUGUGGAAUAAAGAUCUGGCAGGUGGUCAUCCUGCAUAAGUCACUGCUUUGUAAAUAAAUGAAAGUGGGGGCAAGAUGACCCCAUAUUAUUAUUUUUAUUAUAUAUAUAGCGCCAUCAGAUUCCGUAGCGCUGUACAAUGGGUAUAACAGUUAGUAGAACCCAUAUGCUGCAGGCGCAAAGACUUACAGUGUAAUUAACUAAAGUGUGAAUUCCAAGUAAUUUUCAAAGGUCAAAUUAUCAAACUAAAAGUGUAACCAAUUCCGAGAAUUUUUCAAGUUUUUCUAGUUUGGCCGUAGAUUUUAAAUUCACUUUGAAGUCUCACUUUGGUAAAUAACUCUAUUAAUAACCAUUUAGGGCCGCCACCAGAAAUUUUAACUCAGCUCAGGGUCUGGGCCCCCCUAAGGCCCGCCUCCAAUCCCGCCCACAGGGUCUGCCUCCAAAUCCCGCCCACAGGAAUACUAACACAGACACAAAAACACACAUUGAUACAAAAGGACACAGAUACACACACACAUACUGAAACAGACAUACAUGCAUAUAGGCAUACAUACUGACACACAUAUACUGAGACAUACACACAUAUACAGACACACAGGCAUACAUAGUGACAGAUAGAUAGACACAUACUAACAUACAUACAGACACAUAUGCAUGAGGACAUACACAUACAUACACCGACAUACAUACAGACAUACAUUCAUUCAUACUGGCAUACAUACUGACAGACAUACAUUCAUACAGACACUCAGGGCCGGCCUUAGGUGUUCAGGCGCCCUGUGCGAAACAAUCUUGUGGCGCCCCCCCCCCCCUCACCUGUCUCUGUUUGGACCCCUUCAAACUAUUUUAGGAGCAUUCACAAUCUGUUGCCUCCACCCCCUUCUACAAAACCACUGCACCUCUUAACCAAAAUCCCUGGCCAGAUCUUCACCAAGCCCCUGGCCACCACUUCAUCAAACUCCUGGCCACCCCUUCCCCUUCAUCAAUGCCCUGGCCAUCCCUUCGUCAAACUCCUAGCCACCCCUUACCCUUCAUCAAUCCCCUCCCACCCCUUUAUCAAUUCCUGCCACCCCUUCAUCAGUCCCCUGCCCCUCUCAUCAAUUCCCUCCCACCCUUUACUCAGCCCUCUGCCCCUAUUCAUCAGCCGCCUGACCCCCUAAUCAAUCCCCUCCCACCCCUUUAACAGCCCUCUGCCCCAUUCAUCAGUCCCCUGACCCCCUCACCAAUCCCCUCCCCCUUUUAUCAGCCCCCUGACCCCCUCAUCAGUACCCUCCCACCCCUAUCACCCACCUGCCCCCCUUUAAUCAGUCCCAUGCCCCCCUUUUCAACCCCCUGCUCCCCUUCAUCAGCCCCCUUAAUACAUCCCAUGCCAAAUAAUCCAACCCCUGGCCACCCCUUCAUCAGUCCCCUGCCCCCUCAUCAAUUCCCUCCCACCUAUUUAUCAGCCAUCUGCCCCCAUUUCAUCAGCCCCCUGAUCUCCUCAUCAAUCCCCUCCCACUCCUUUAUCAACCACCUGCCCCCUUUAAUCAGCCCCAUGCCCCCCUUUUCAGUUUCCUGCCACCCUUUAUCAGCCCCCUUAAUAAAUCCCCUGCCAAUUAAUGCAAUCCAUGCCACCCCUUCAUCAAUCCCCUGCCCCCCUUAAUUAAAUUCCUGCACCUCUUCAACAAAACCUAUUUAAUAAAAAAGAAAAAAAAAGUCACUCACAGUAAAGGCUGCUGCUCCCUGGACUGAGCUGUCUCCGCCGAUUGAAGAGCACCGGGUGCCGCCUUCACUCACUGAAUUGGAUCCUUCCGCGGCUCCCUCUGAUGACAGAGCACGUCGACGUUACGCAAGUACGCGGCAUAACGCCCCCACGCUCCUCCUCCACCCUCCAUACAGAAGUGGAUUCCCGGCGGCGGCUCUCUGCUCAUAAUUUGCAAGUCAAGUGCAAAGCAGUAUUAUGCACUUGACUUGCACUUUAAAUACAGAACUCAGCCGGCCUGCGAGCUGUGUUGGCCGCCCGGCGCACCUGUUGCCAUGGCGCCCUGUGCGGCCGCACAGCUCGCACACCCCUAAGGCCGGCCCUACAGACACUGACAUCCAUACACACACAGACAGACAUACAUUCAUACUGGCAUACAUGCAUAUAUACAGACCUACUGACAGACAUACAUACAUACAUUCAUACAUACUGACGUACAUGCAUACUGACAUCCAUACACACAUACACACAGACAUCCGUUCAUAAUGACAUGCAGACAUACAUGCAUACAUACAGACAAACAUUCAUAAUGAAAUACAUACAUACAUAAUGACAGGGGUCCUCAAACUUUUUAAACAGCGGGCCGUCGGGCCCGUGACAACCGUCAUGGUAGUCACCCCCUGAUGGCGGCCCUGUAAACAUUUAUAAAACCCAUCCUGCUGGUUUGUUAAAAUAUAGGGAGGACUUACUGGUAAUGCCAUCUCAAAUGUAAAAUGAUAACCCUAGCUUUUUUAACUUUUUGCCCAGGUGACUGUAAUGUCCCUUUAACCAACUAACAAUUUAUGUAGUGUAACAUGGAAGAUGUACAAUGUUUAAAGGUAAACUAUAGUGCCAGGAAAACAAACUUGUUUUCCUAGCAUUAUAUCUUCACCCUCUGUCGCAGUCCCACCCUCCCCCCCAUGGUGCAGAAGGUGUUAAAAACCACUUCUGUCACUUCAGUCCAUCCCCAAUGUCCCUUGGCGCUUGCUUGGAUCUGCCUUCUCUCCUGGCGUCGGCAAUGGCUUUCAAUGCUUUCCUAUGUAAUUUUGUGUGACUGGACGUCUGGUAGACAGCCACUAGAGGUGGAGUUAACCCUAGCAGGUAAUAAUAAAUACCUGCUCAGGGUUAGGGUACCUGGGACACUGCACCCAGACCAUGUCAAUGAGCUGAAGUGGUCUGGGUGCCUAUAGUGUCCCUUUAACUGCAACAAUAAUUUGUCCAAUGGAUGCUCCUUCUGGCCUGCAGUAUGUUAUUGCUGUACAAUAUGGACUUCUUGACUACAUAUUUGUUUGAUUUUGUUUUUCGAAAAUUGUUUAAAAAUUGUCUAGAAAGCCAAAACGACAAACUAUUAGUUGAGGAACUUUCUAAAUAUGAAUAGUAUCAUAAAAAAAUCACUUUGCCUGCAGAAAUGUAGGCAAACCUAGUUAUCUAAACAAAUAAAAUGCUGGGUCUUAGGUACCCAGCUUAGCUUUGUCUACAAUCAAUCAAGACAAUAUCUUAAAUCUCAUACACUCAUUGGCCCUGUUAUCGAUCACAUUUUUGUAAAUAUACUGACCAUUGCAUUAAAAUGUAACAUAUCACCACAUGCUCUUGGCUUAUAAAUGGAUCAAUGGUUUGUGUGUGUGUGUGUGUGCUAAUACAUGCAUAUAAAUGUGUCUAUUGUACAUCUGCUUUUAAUAUUUAUAUAUGUUUGUGCAUAUUGUGUUUGUAUGUAUUUGUGUGUGUGUGUGUGUGUGUAUAUAUUCAUUGUAUAUUUUAAUAAUGGGUGGGAUCUUCAGAAUUUAGAAUAAGGUGUCAUAUAAAAGUAAUUUAGUUUGUUUUACAUUUGGGAGUGGCACGACAUCACCCACAAACAUGUUAUCCAUUAAAACCCAAAGGCACAUGUUCAAGACCUGACACGAAUUGCAAUUUAAUGCGUUUCUGCAGUCUGCUUUAAGAUAAACACAUUUCAGUGCUGUUUAAACCAACUAUACAUAUGUACAGACAUUACUGAAUGAACCCAUCUGCUGCUGUUACUAGUUAUACGUUCUAUUUGUGAAUAGACAAUAGGCCUGUGGGAGAUCUAUGUGUAUUUUUCUACAGAAUGUACUGUAAGAUUCUUGUAAAUAAAAAAAGGAAUAGUUCAUGAAAGUCACAUCCCCUCUCCCCCCUCCAUGGUUUUAGUGAUGACUUCUGCUUGGGGAGUCCCUGUGGUUGUAAAAUAAACAAAAUAUAUAUUACUAAAGUAGACUAAGAAGAAGUGAUUGACCACAAACUUCAUAUUCCAGUUAAGAAACUCUGUAGGACUUAUUCUUGAGCUAUCAUAAAUGUACCGGUAAUUAAAACAGGAAACGGUGAGCCUUGUAAAUGUUUGUUAUGGCGUUGCAGGCGUGUUUGACAAUGGACUACAUAGCAUAGUGAGUUGCAGUAAGUAGACUGCUGGUUUAAACACCUCGGGUAAAGGUAACUACUAUUAAUUCAACCUGUAUUGUCUAUUGAAUGCUGAUAAACAAGUCCUGCACUACUUUCUCUUAAAGGGUUAGUCUAGGCAGAAUUUGAUCUAAUGUUUUUCAAUGCAUAAGUAAUGUAUUGAAAGAGAAAAUAUUUGGCAAAAAUGUAAAAUGAAAAAAAAAUUAAAACGUGAAAAAAUGGUCAAAAAUAAACAAACAAAAAACAUUACGCUUUUAACUGUCCUUCUAUGAAUGGUUUGGUCUUAGUGGGUCUGUCUGCAACUGCAACCAAGAGGACGAAAAGAAGAGGUAUCAUUAGCAAAGGAGACACUGAAUGAGCGUUGGGAGAGAUAAGAGGAAAACAAUGAUAGAACAGAGACUGGGUGAUUGAAGAAUUUGUAGAAGGAGAGCAUGAUCAAUGGUGUCAAAGGCAGCAGAGAGGUCAAAAAGAAUUAGUAUGGAGUAGUGGCCUUUGGAUUUAGCUGCAAUUAGGUCGUUAGCGACCUUAAUAAGAGCAGUCUCAGUAGAGUGGAGGGAGCAAAAGCCAGAUUGAGGAGGGUCAAGGAGAGAGUUGGUAUUGAGGAAGGGAGACAUACGGGUAAAGACAAGUCUUUCCAGAAGCCUUAAGGAAAAAGGAGCAGGGAUAUGGGACGAUUUGUUAGAGGGGGAGGAUGAGUCGAGAGAUGUUUUUUUCAGGAUCGGUACAACAGUGACAUGCUUAAGGUCAGCAGGGACAGUGCCAGAAUAGAGAAAGCAGUUGAAGAUGUGCGUUAAGGAAGGCACAAGACAAGAGGAGAUAGAUCUGAUAAGGUGAGAUGGGACAGGAUCGAGCGGGCAAGUGGUGGGGCGAGAGGAAAGGAGAAGUGCAGCUACCUCUUCGGUAAUGCCUGGGAUUGCGGGAGCAUGAGCUAAUGAGAGGAAAAGUAUGACUGUUUGUUGAGGGCAAGGGCUGCGUUGUAUGAACACAAUAUGAAUCUAUAAUGGAGAAAGUCUGACAGGGUGCGAGACUUCCUCCAGGAGCGUUCAGCACAACGGGAGCAUCUUUGCAGGUAACGUGUUGAUUUAGUAUGCCAUACUUGGGGGCGGGUCCUCCUCGAGGUGCUUGUUUGGAGCAGGGCUGCAGCGUUCAAGGCAGAGGUGAGGUAGUGUUAUAUGUGGAGAUGGCCAGUGAGGGACAGGAGAGGGAAGGGAUGGAUAGAAGUUGUGAAUCAAUAUUAGUUGACAGCUUCUGUUCUCAACUCAGGAGAAUUAAGGGCUCUCCUGAACUGAGGGGGGGUUAGGCGGACAUUGUUGGGUGAGGGGGUAUUUGAGAGCAAAGGAUAAGAGAUUGUGGUCAGAGAGGGGAAAUGGAGUGUUGGAGAUAUUAGACACUGUACAUGCAUAAGAAAAAAUGAGGUCGAGGGUAUUGCCAGGUACAUGGGUUGGAGAAUUAGCCCACUGCGAUAGCCCAAGGGAGGAAGUCAUUGAAAGUAGUUUAGAGGCUGCUGAGGUCAGGGGUGGGUUAAUGGAAUGGAAUAUUAAAGUCCCUGAGAAUUAGGGAUGGUAUAUUAGAGGAGAGGAAGUAAGGUGGCCAGGCAGCAAAGUGGUCAAGGAUGAGGAGAGGGUAACCAGGGGGGCAAUAAAUAAUGGCAAUGUUAGCAGAGAAGGGAUUGAAAAGGUGAAUAUAUCCAUUAUAAGUUUUUUUAAAAAUUCAAAAUAUAUUCUAGUUACUUGAAUUAAUUCUUCUGUUUUGAAGUAGUCCAUGUUGUUCCUUCUGGUAAAAAAAAAUGAAAAGAAUUUUCACUUAUAAACUUUGUGCAUGUGGUAACUAUAUAGCAGGGCUAAAUGAGUGUUGAGAAGUGGCAAAUGCAAGGAUACUUUAUACUAUGUCCACGCCUUGUCAGAUGAGAUAAGACGCAGAUUAGAUAAAAACACACAUAUUUAGACAGAUGAUAAGCGCACUAUAGAUAAAGAGAUAUGUUUGCUUUUGUAUUAUGUAGGACGUACUUGGAAGAAGAGUUGACCAAGGCCCGUGGCAAGCCAAAGUUAAGGAAGGAUAUGUACAAGAAAAUGAUCGAGGUGAAUCCACAAGCGCCUACGGAUGAGGAAAAUGUUCAGCAAGCUGUGACAAAGCCUCGGUACAUGCAGUGGAGAGAGACUAUAAGUUCAACAUCAACACUUGGCUUUAGAAUUGAAGGGAUAAAGGUAAGACCUAUCUGCUUUCCUUAUAAUGUUUUUGUUUUUUCACUUACAUGAAUCCACUGCUUAUGGCCCUCGACCCUGGGUCAGGCUCCGUCCACACUCCUCCCCAGCUGACGUCAGCCAGCGGAGGAGACCUAAUGCGCAUGCGUGGCAAUGGACUCACUCGUUUUAGUAUUUCCCCAUAAGAAAGCAUUAAUCAAUGCUUUCCUAUGGGGAAAAUCUGACGCUGGAGGUCCUCAAGCAUAGAGUGAGGACGUCCAGCGUCCGAUAACAGACCAAAGGUCUGCUUCGUUUCCGGAAGCCCUCUAGUGGCUGUCUGGUAGACAGCCACUGAAGGCAUACUUAGAGCUGCAAUGUAAACAUUCUCUGCCCUUGGUGCAAAAGGUACAGUGCACCCAGACCACUUUAAUUAUCAGGGUGCCUACAGUAUCCCUUUAAUAGUGGCAGCUGCAGGCCUUGAGUGUAACUCCCAGUGUAACUUUUACUAUAAUUUGCCAAUUUCCUGUAGUCCCCCAGGCACUUGUUCUAAAAUAGUAUAGUAAAUUACACUGUGAGGACACCAGUGCAUUCUUGGCACCAUAACUACUACAGCAGGCUGGCGUUUGGAAUGUUUUUUUUGUUUUUUGUUUUUUUUAUAAAUAUUCCGCUUAUAUAAAAUUAAAAAAAUAACACAGAUAAAGAACUCCUGGGUGCACACCCUAAUGAUUUGUGCCUUGCACACUUAUGGAAUUGUGGUUACCUUUGUAAAAUACCACCACAAAAUUGGGCAUGCUACAAACUGACAAAAGAAGGAAUAAUAUAUAUUUACAAUGUUGCUUUCAGAGUUCUCUCUAAAGUUUCAGCUCUAAUAAGAGUUGUGUUUUUUUUAAUCAGGCACUGCAAACAUUAACAAGAGCAGAAUAAAAUCUUUGAUGAAAGAUCUUAUUACGCUUAAACAUGGGGCAGAGAUAGGGAAAUAAAACUGAUUUAAUGUUAAGCCUUAUUCAGGAGUGUACUAGAUACUCUUUCACCGAGUAGUUCUCAUCCGAGAAUAAUAGUUUUGAGCCUUUAUACUCACUCACUGCAAAGCACCAACACAUUUAUCUUCAUGUAAUGAAGCCCUAUUUUAUUUUGUUUAUGCCAUAAACUAUUAUAAUAAUAAAGGGACACUGUAGGCACCAAAAUAACUCUAGUUUAGUGAAGCAGUUUUGGCGUAUAGAUUAUGCUACUGCAGUCCAUUUAGGAGUUAAAUCACUUUGUUCAUAUAGCACUAGUCACACCUCCUCUACACAGUCUUCCAAUGUAUGUAUACAGAGAGCUAAUGUUUAAACUUCCUUUAUUGAGCAUUCAGUUUAAUUUAUAAUUCCUUAUCUCCUGCUCUGUUAAUAGCCUUCUAGACCCUGCACGAGCCACCUGUCCGUGAUUAAAGUUCAAUAUCAGGGCAGGAGAUAAAAACUUCUGAAGCAAGUUAACAUCUGACUGAAAAUUAAAACCAUUUGUUUUCAUGCAAGCUGUGUGAGUCACAGCCAGGGGAGGUGUGACUUAGGCUGUAUAAACAAAAACAAAAGUGAUUUAACUCCUAAAUGGAAGAGAAUUAUGUAGUGAGACUUCAGAUGCAUGAUCUACACACCAAAACUGCUUCAUUGGCUAAUGUUGUUUUGAUGUCUAUAGUGUCCCUUUAAUAUCUUUUCAGUAGUUCAAAGUUCUGUCGAGUCUUGUUCAUCUAGUCUUGUUGUGCAAACUUGUCUCGUUCUCCUGUGUAAUAAAUUGGCAGUUUAUAAAUAAUGCUAAUACAUACAAUCCAGACUUGAUCACUUAUCUCAAUGGGAUAUUGUAUCAGUGGUGGGAUUGGCCUUGCCACGGUAAUCGGCUUUAUAUACAACUUUGCGUCAAGAUCUGGUAGUGCUACAGUUUGCUGCUAGACCAACACAAUUUUUUUUUUUAAAUGCGGAAAAUCAGGUCGACAAAAAUGGUGUUUUAAACAUCACUGUAGACUGCCUAGGGCACUAGUUCAUGCUGAUGUCUGAAAUUCUUAUUCAUGCUUAGUCUCAGAAAUUGUUUUUAAAAAAGUGAGAUGAAGCUGCAUAAUUUGGCACACAUACUUAUCCAGACAAGCAAGGCGUAUGAGCAAAUUCAGUUCGUCGGCUUACAAAUGAUGCACAGCUUUAGGCAGUUGGCAUGUAGAUUGGGAACAAGCUUUGAGUACACAUGAGUACAUGCAGUAACUGGUAAUAACCCACAUAUUUUUUUUUUUUGUAAUUUAAGUUUUUAUUGAGACAUAAGUAUAGCAGGUAUACAUCUGAUCAACAUAUCACAAGUACAUAGAGCACAAUUUACUGUACUGAGUGUUCUCAAAAGAAGGCGCUAAGAUAAACUAAACUAUGAAUGCUUUAACUAACUUGCCUUGUAAGAAGGGAGUUAGUGAUAUAUGCUAAGGUAUUGGGCAGAUAGAUGGUCCAGCUCAACUAUUUAUAAGUAAAAUUAAGUAAAGCAAUAACAGAGAGCUGGAUUGUAAAAUGAACAAGAGCAUAAUAAUCCACCCAGGAGGCCCCUGUAGAAGUCUAUUGGGGAGCAAGUGCCUGUAUGACUAUUAAGAGGCAGACGUUUUAUUUAAAAAAAAAUAAUUGCUCUUUCCCAGCCAUCUUUGGGUUUACUAGCGGCGAGCUUAGCGCUCCGGCCUCGCACAAUCCGAGGAACAUCCACCGCUGGAGGGACCAUCAUGCCCGGGCACCUGCAGGAAGGCUUCGGCUGCGUGGUCACCAACCGGUUCGACCAGCUAUUUGACGAUGAAUCCGACCCGUUCGAGGUCUUGAAGGCGGCCGAGAACAAGAAGAAGGAGGGCCCCGCAGGCCCCGGCCAGGGAUCAGUCAAGACCGCGGCUCAGGCCGCCAAGCAGCUCCGCAAGGAGUCCAAGAAGGAGCGCAAGAACCCGCUGCCAGAGAAGGAGGAUGUUGGGGAAAAUAAUCUCCUUAUUAGAUCUUAUUCAAGUGGGGGAGUGUUGGGGAAAAUAUUAUGUAUAUAUCUGUUUAAUAUGUGCUUGAUUAAGUCUGUGUGUAUGGGAGGUCAGGAAUUAUCUUCAAAGGGAGUUUCUGUUUAGAUAGCUGGAAAGAUACAGCACCUGAAAGGCACCAAUCACAUUUACAUAUCAACUGGUCUUCAAAGGAGUCCCUAUCUAGGAAAACACACCUUGGGUUAGAGGGAAAGGGAUGGCUGGGAGAGUUGACACUUAAAUAAAAUAACAGGAUAGACAACACUUUGGGCCUUGGGAAAGUAAAUCACAUUUACAUAUCAAUUGAGCUGAGGAAUUUGGUAUUUACAACAUGGGAACCAAUUCCUUUAAAAAUAGAAGAUACUGACAUCACAUUAGAUUAGGUUUUGGUAAGACACACAAGCUGCACAUAACAUGCACAGCACAUACACAAUGUAGCCAAUAUUAUUAUACACAAUGUAGCAGAUAGUAUUAGAUAGAUGGAAUGUAUGCGUGUUAUGAAUGUAUUGUAACUGUAAUACUAUAACUCUGUAACAUUCUUCUUCUGUAAUAUUUAAUUGGGCAGAUUCUAAGUAAAGAUUUCUCUCUGAUAAGAACUAUGGUGUUGGCUGUUUAUUUGUAAUAUCGGGUAGAAUACCUUAGUAGUUCUAGACAUAUAGUUAUCUGGACAAGGGGAUAAAGAUAUAUGUUAGUUCUUGGAAGAGGUGACACAGGGAUAUUACAUUCACUAUUAAAAACACAACGCAGAGUGGAUUUCUCUCAAAAGGAUACCAAUUGGAAGUAUUGGUGGUGAGAGAAGGAUUAUACAACAGAGGACACCCCGCCGCCCGUGGCGCUCAAGAAGGAGGGUAUCAGGAGGGUUGGCAGAAGGCCUGACCAGCAACAACCACAACAGCAGGCACCUCAGCAGCAGCAGGCUCCACAAGCCCCACAGGGUGAAGGGAAGCCCAUCGACAGGAGACAGACAGACAAACAGCCUCCCCGUGAACGCCGCUUUGAAAAGCCAGUUGAAGAGAAGGGUGAAGCUGGAGAAUUCUCUGUGGAUAGACCCAUCAUUGAAAGACCUGUUCAUGGACGUGGCGGCCCUGGAGGAAGAGGACGUGGUGGACGCGGACGUGGAUUGGGCAGAGGAGAUGGAUUUGACUCCCGUGGCAAACGUGAAUUUGACAGACAUAGUGGCAGCGACAGUGCUGGCCCGAAGCAUGAGGAUAAGCGUGGUGGCAGUGGACAACACAACUGGGGAAAUGUUAAGGAUGAACUGAGUGAAUUGGACCAAAGCACCGUCACUGAGGAAGCCCCUGAAGCAGAGGAACAACCAGUUGUCGACUCUGAAAACAAGGAAAACGAGGCAGGCGAAGGGCCCAAGGAAGAGGGUCCUAAGGAAAUGACUUUGGAUGAAUGGAAGGCUAUGCAAGAUAAGGAACGCGCAAAAGUUGAAUUUAACAUCCGGAAACCAAAUGAGGGCGCUGACGGCCAAUGGAAAAAGGGAUUUGUCCUUCACAAGUCAAAGAGUGAAGAGGUUCACGCGGAGUCUGACGCUUUUGACCAUCACUUCCGUAAGCCUGCAAAUGAUAUCACUUCACAACUUGAGAUCAACUUUGGUCGAGGUGGCCGAGGCGGCCGGGGUGGUCGUGGCCGCGGUGCAAGGCCAAGCCGUGGAGGGAAAAUUGACAAGGUAACGCCUUUAGAAAACAACUUCACUGAGCCAAGGCGCGUCGGGAAGACUUACCAGUCAAGCGAUUCUUCUGCUCCUGACGUAGAUGACCCAGAAGCUUUCCCAGCUCUGGCGUAAACUGGCUGAGUCCAACCCUGGUGCCCUUGAGGCCCCUUCUACGAGGCUUGCAUGCUUAAGGAUCCUGAAACAACUCCUCCAAAUUAAGGAAGAAAAAUAAAAUAACCCAAGACUGUCAGUCAUACCUUUCACACCUAUGGACUGAAUUUUAUCUGUUUUGAAAAUGGACUUCUCUUGCUACGCAGAAGCAAACUCAUAUGGUAGUCCAGUUUUGUAUUAGAGAUGUAAUGGUAGCAGGGACAUUUUCAUAAUUUUUUCAGAGAUUAUGCAUUCUUCAUGAAUACUUUUUUGUAUUGCUGCUUGAAAAUAUGCGUUUCCAAACUUGAAAUAUAGGUGUGAACAGUGUGUACCAGUUAAAGUUUAAAAAAAAAAUAAAAAAAUUCAACAGAUAAACAAGAUAAAGACUAAAUAAGACAGUUGCUCUGCAUUAACUCUUAUUGAAGGCAAAAAGAUAGAUGGCACAGUGUCAGCGAGAGGCCCAGGACCCAGAUAAGCCUAUACCCUCCAGUCUCCAGAGGCAGAACAUAGUCGGGCUUUGGUAUAAUAUUCUUUGGGCAUGGUAGCCCAAGUGAUGGCAGAUGUGGUAUCCAAUUGAGGUAGUGCUACUUCCACCCAAAUUUCUCGGCAUCUCAAGGAGUCCCAAAAUAUGGCCCUUCUAAACCUAGGCCUGUUGAUGUGCUGUGCUCAGGCUCUACUGCCUUGAGAUGUUCUGGUUGUGCUCAGGCUCUGCUACCUUGAGAUGUUCUGGUUGUGCUCAGGCUCUGCUACCUUGAGAUGUUCUCAAGAGUGCUCUAGGACUGGAGCCACUAUCUCUCACUGGUUUCUCGGCGGUAAUCUUUGGGGUGAAUGUCCAUUUGACUUCUUGCUGAACAGGUUGAUGUAAGCGAUCAUUCAGCUUCCAUCAGAAAUCCGUGAAGAUUCUGUCUAGCUUAGACAUGGUGUCAGCUUGGUUACUGCAGUAGUUGAGUCCAUUUGCUGUGGCUGCUAUUUUAGAGGAGACUCUGUGUCUGCUUAAUCAAAGGGCAGCAUUAGAUAAUCUUUUUAUAGUUGUUGGACAUCCAAGGUGUGGACCAAGCUUAUCCCCAUCGGUCUAAAGGGGAGUGGGUCACCAGAAUGUUUUUUUGGGCCUCAGGUUGCUUCAGCCCGGGAGAUUGUCUGCCUCUCUUAUGUGUUGUGCUCACUAAGCUACUGUGUACUCUGUUAGUACGGCCAACAGUAGUCAGCAGCUUUAAGCCAACUUGGAGAUAGGGUAAGUGUCUACCAAGCAUGUAUUGAAUGCGUAAAUCGAUUAAUCCUGCAAUAUUGGAGGAUAGACGAGGAGCUCUCUCAAAGCACGUCCAAGGAACAUGGAGGUCAUGUCUCGCUACCCCUAACGCACCGCCCUUAACCCACAUAUUUUAAAAUGAAUAAGCAAGCAGACUUCAAACUUUACCUAUUGAGUGAUCAGAAAAUAACCUAUUAAAAACUUAAACAAAAUUUUUACAAAAUUUAUAGAUUUGUGCACCGCAAAAAAAUUGGUUCAGCCAAAUUUAAUCAGCUGAAGAACAGAAGUAGGAGCAGUGGAAAAAAAAAUCUAUAUUUAGAACUUAUAUAUUUAUUAAAUAUAAGAUCUAUAAAUAUAGAUUUAUUUAUUUUUUGCUGUCAUUUCUUUUAUUUUGUGUCCAUGUCGUUUGUCUCAUGAUAUGUCAAUACGGCAUUAGGAGUUUCAGAUCACCCACAACUCUGACAAAUCACAAUUCGUUUCCAAAAACCAAAUGCAGGAGGGCGGGGUCUGAGCACGGAGCUGAGCGGAUGCAUGCCGGCACAGCUCCUGCUCUGCACGACACUCAAACUGACUAAGAGACAAUUUACAGACUAGAAACUAUACAAAACGAGCUACCGGCAGAAAGGCGAAGUGAAGCCGAAUCUUCUGAUACCACACACGAAGCUAUCGCAGCCGUCUGGCCAAGAAUCACAGCUGAAGCCUAGCAUGACAAGCAACCUGAUUGCCGGAGGAGGCGGACGACCUCCCGACACAGGGCCAGCACCACAUGGCAGCUCUCUUGUUCCCUUGCAACCUCCCCCCUUAUGGACUGGUUGGUGAUAUCCUGGUCCACGCUGGAAACACAUUCUCGCCUGACAAGGGGAAAAUCACUGUCUGACGGUAAGCCACGCGGGGCGCCCAAGAUGGCCGCCAUGCAACACGCGGAGCAAACCACGGAGGGUCCAGCAAUGGAAACGGCGUUUUGAGGCCAGGUUCAAUCAAAUUUGCCAAGCAUUCUGGAGAAGCCUACAGCAAAGGCCCCCAUCUCAAGUCUCCAACAUGCAGCAGGAGUGAGUACCGGCGGCGGUCCGCCCGACCCACUCCAGGCGGGGGACCCACGCUGGGGCGCACCCACGCCGACUUCCUUCCAGCCGGAAGAAUCCUCACAAGCCAACUAACCACAAGAACCUGGCAUACGCUGCACUUAAAUCACCCAGGCGAUACUUCACAAAGCAGCGAACAAAUAGGAAGCAGCGGAGAUUAGCCGGUUACAACCAGCAAAGGAAUCUAUACUACAGACUUACCUCUGACCACUCAGACCAAGCGGAGGUCCACCGGAGAGACCCGAGCGGCAACUCCCAUCAACGGGCCACUCAUCAAGCGUAGGGACCCGCCACAAAGGAGAACAGAGAAGCUGCCUACCUCUUCACAUGCCCUAAGAGCUUCCCGAAUCAGGGGAUUGGCUGAGUCAGAGACUAUCCAAGGACAGCGGACUGUAUUACCUAACUCCGAAUCCGCCAUGAUCUUGAUGGACACCAUCUUACCUUAAACACUUUACCCAGCCGUAAGGACUAAAACCGUAUUCCAGCGGUCACUUUACUCAGUAAGCGCAGACAGUGUGACCUUUACUCAUCACUUAGACCCAACUCGUAUUCUUAAAGCAUGCUGUUAACCGUGUUUUUACUUACCACUCAAAUGUCUAGCCAAUCUACACUGAAAGUAGAAUCUAGAGUAAUAUAACAUCAGUCGUACAUAAAUAGCUUGCAACCCAGCUACUUACAUAAAGAUGUGUGCGAUCGCACUAUACUUCUGUUUACAUUACCAAUUACCUACCACACCUUAACAUGCAUACACAUACCGGCGACUCACUCUCACGCUGGCAGCUAGAACAUUUAGAGCUCAACAUAUUGUUUUAUCACUGCUUGCUGACUAUAUGUCUAAAACUAUGUCUAGCUUGUUUCAACACAAAUACAAAAAUGUGCAGAUUUCAAGAGCCAAAUUGAAUGCUUGUUGCUUACUCUUUGCGUGCUGUUGUGGCACCUCAUAUAUGCCUGUAACUUUCUUGCACAGAAAAAAUAAAGAUUUAAAAAACAACAAAAAAACAAACAAAUGCACAGAUCUAAAAUCAACAAGCUAACCCAUGGCCCUGUCAAACAAUACCUCAAAGUCUUUCUAUAAGAUAUGAGACCCGUUUUAUGUAAUUACUUGUUUUCCUUUUAAAUUCAUAUUAAAGAACUGGCAAAUGACAUCAGAAUGCAAUUCAGUCCACGCACAGCAGGCGUACUUGUUGCAAAUGAGCACAAAAAAAGCCCCCUUGUUUAAGUUAUCCUUUUCUCUGUAUGUUAUUUCUAUGCUGACUACCACAGCCAAAUUGGAGAGCUUAUAACAAUGAUUGGCAGGGAGCUAAGAUGGAAGUACCCAGUUGCAUAGAAGAGGUGUUGAUUUGAACAUUUAAAGGACCACUAUAGGCACCCAGACCACUUCAGCUUAAUGAAGUGGUCUGGGUGCCAAGUCCAUCUAGAAUUAACCCUUUCUGCUGUAAACAUAGCAGUUUCAGAGAAACUGCUAUGUUUACAAAUGGGUUAAUCCAGCCUCUAGUGGCUGUCUCAUUGACAGCCGCUAGAGGCACUUCUGCGCUUCUCGCUGUGAUUUUCACAGUGAGAAGACGCCAGUGCCCAUAGGAAAGCAUUGAAAAUGCUUUCCUAUGAGACUGGCUGAAUGCGUGCGCGGCUUGUGCCGCGCAUGCGCAUUCAGCUGAUGACUGGGAAGGGAGGCGGAAAUUCCCCACCGCCGACGGAGCCUGGCGGUGGAGAAAAGGUAAGAUUUAACCCCUUCCUCACCCCAGAGCCUGGCGGGAGGGGGGCCCCAAGGGUGGGGGGGACCUAGAGACCCUAUAGGAAAACUAGUAUGUUUUUGUGGCGGAACCAGCCUCGCCACUGGACAUCGGAGAAGACUGACAGCCAGCCUCCUGCCCUGUGACUAUGGCCCCAUGUUGAAAUGCUUGAUUUUCCCCUGCAAAGACCCGAAAGCCGGGUCAUUCGGUACUUUCCCUAUUUGAAUAGUGAUACCCCAGAUAGCUUUGCCAUGGAGCCCAUUCGUAUAACGAAAGACUAUGUGAAAGACUUUGGCUCCAUGGCAAUUGAACUGUAUGUAUGUGAUCUGAGCGCCAUUCAGUAAUAAUGUGCGCUCAGAUCUAAGCUAUCUGGGGAUAUGUUGAAUGUACCUGUUUUAUGCAAUAGCUGCACAGUUAUAUAUUUUUUAUGUAUUUUAUUGUCUUUUGCUACCAUGUGUUCAAUGGAGUUUUGCCUCUGUCCUUGGAGAUAAUUAGAUUACUUCCCAAUUAUCUCCAGGAUAGAGGACUCUGUGGAACUGGUUUGAGCUGGAAAAGCCAUGCUUCAGUGGUCACAAAGGACUUUCGACCUAACUUUUGAACCACUGGACCAAUUUGAAUGAUUUUUGAGUAUAUUUCUAUUUGAAGGAUACUGAUUUCAAAUAUGUAACUUUUAUUAAUAUUGCAUGCAUACUUUUAAAGUUAUAAAAAUUGUGUAAAAACUGUAUAUUUUCUGCCUGUGCUAAUUAAGUUAGUCUAUUGUCUUGAGAUAAUUGUUUCACAGGCAGAGGGGGGAUUUCUGCUGGGAGUGGUUUACUUUAUUGUAUGUGUUGUAAUGUUUUUAUUGGUUGUUCUGAAAAACCCUGUGGGCGGUCCUGUAUGUGUUAAACCUGCAUAAAAGAAGGCCCUUUGGUGCCAAGUAAAACAGAGUUCUUCUUCACCCUCAAUCUAGAGUCCUGUCUCUUAUUGGGGGAAUUGCUAUAUCACUACAAGGGAUUGCUAUGCUCUGCAUACUCCCUUGGCUAAUCACUACUAAGCUCUUUUAAGAGCUUGUUCCUGUCUUGCUCUCGGAAGGAGUCUACGGUGGUUAUUGUGUCUGCUGGAGUGCUUGGAGCCCUCAUGAAGCGCUAGGAGCAUCCUUCAACGGAGGUAACCAGUCGGGGUGCCAGGUGAUCCGUUACAGUUUUCCUGGCACUAUAGUGGUCCUUUAAUCUCACUUUUCACACGUCACAUGUAUGUUAAAUUUUGUGACAACUAUACAUGUGAAAAAUCUUGACAAUUAAACUUUACAGAAAGGGUUGUCUUUAUUUUAUUUAAUACCUUGCUAUAUUGUCAUUGAUUAUAAAACAUUACAUAGCAUCAUAUCUAUACAUUUUAUAUAUGAUCUCAUCCCAGAGCAAAUGGAUUUUUUUAAUUGAACCCAUAUUAUAAAAGGCACAUGUUUCUCAGUGAAAUCAUAUCUAGAAUAUAUAGACACUGUGAAAAGUGACCGAAAUCCGUCAAAAGUUUAUUCUUUUUGCGUCGUCAUUAUGUGGUAUUAAGUGUAGAUUGAUUAAAAAUAAAUUAAAUAAACUAUUGUAGUAUAAGUAUAAAAAAAUAAAGAUGUCUGAAUACUUUCUGAAUGCAUCUGUAAUAUUGUUUGAAAUAGUGUCCCUAGUGUUAUUUUUAGUUUGUAGACAUUUCAUCUUAAGCAAAUGUUUCAUAUUUCUUUAGAAAGGCGAUGGGACUUGCAACACAAAUUUUAAAACCACGAAAACCCGAGAUCAGAUCCGUAAGGCAUUCCUUGAGUUCAUUGAUGGCAACAAAAUGAUAUUGGUAUGUGAGACUGUAUUGACCCAUGUUAAUGCACACUGUGUAGUAUGGCAGAUUUCAAAAACAUGGCUUGAAUAACUAUUGAUAUGACUCUUAUCUCUUAUGCAGGAUCAAUAUCUGUGCAGGCUGCAAGAGGUCCGAGCCGUUGUGGAGUCUUCAGAAUUCUUUAAACGUCACGAGGUGAGGAAAAGGUGGUUUUUAGCAGCAAAGGCUACAUUUAUUCUUUAAAUGGUUACUUCACGCACCAUGGCUACUUAAUUGUUUAGAAAGGGUCAUGGUGCAAGGAAUCUGUGUGUGCAGUGUUUCAGUAUGAAAUAUAUUAUGGAUAUUGAUCAAGCCGCUGGAGGUGUAAUUCUACCUCCGGCACCUGUGAUACAAUCUGCUUGAAACUGCAUUCCAAGGUGACCAACGUGUAGUCUGUGCCUAAAAUAUAUACCCACGAACAGCAUGUUGGCAACAGACAUAAAAUGUUCUGUGCAGCCGUUGUCCCCACAUCGAUGCCUCCCUCCCCUGUCCUGCUCCCAGCAAGUGCUAUUGUUGUCCUUGCACCCUUGGUCCAAUUAAGCUUUUCUAAGAGAAGCAUUUCAUUGGACCUCAAAGUAUCAUAAAUGAAAGUGAAUUGGCCUUCAGGGAGAACUUUAGUGUGAGUAUUUUAGACAUCCUUCACAUCAUUUUUUUUUCUUUUAAACCUUCUCAUGAAUAUUUAUUUUUUAACUUUACAAAUUGUUUUGCAAUACUCUGCAUGCUAACCACAAUUAUUAUUUGUAAUUUUAAAACCUCGUUCUAGUUUAGGAAACGUCCUUUUUUUCUUUUAUGUUACCUCUCUGUGGCCUUUGCAGUGAAAGGCGUAACAACACAUAAUUCCUGUCCAACCCAUGCUGAUAUGCUACUGGUCAUGGUGUAGUUGUGAAUGUAACCUUAGUAUUUUAGAUGAAUGGGACCUAUGAGUGACUUCAAUUAUUGUGCACAUCAUUCCAUGAUAUUUGCAAGUAGAUAAAGUAGUCCCUUCCUAUUUGAAGGAGGAUUACUUCCCCCCCCCAAAAAAAAUAGACAGCGCUCAGCAUGCAUAUAUGCCUGCAAGUUGUUAAUGUGCUUAAUACUAAUCCCAUAUGUUAAUACCCAACCAAAACAUUUGUUUAGUCGAAAUAAAUUGUUUAAACAUUCAAAAUUGUUUAUUAACUUCUCAGUGUUUCUUUUACAUUUUUUUUUUUAUUAUUCUUUCAUAUUGCUCGCCUAUUUUAAAUUUAAAUUUUUUUUAUUUUUUUGUUUACAAAAACAUUUUCAUGUAUUUUUUUCUGGUUUUAUCACUUUUUGUUAUUUUGAUAUUUUGCAUUAUUUUUUUGUUUCCUUGUCUUGUGCGAUGAACUGAGGCUCACUGCAAACCACACUAAGUAGCGUCUCCUUUAUAAUUUUUUUGAUAGGUCAUUGGGAGUUCUUUACUUUUUGUACACGACAAGAAGGGCAAGUCAAAUGUCUGGCUAAUCGAUUUUGGCAAAACAACUGAAAUGUCCGAAGGUAAUACUCUAGAUCACCGCAUCCCUUGGCAAGAGGGAAAUCGAGAAGAUGGUUAUCUUUAUGGAUUUGACAACCUAAUCGAAAUCUUAUCUAGCAUUGCAUCCUGAUGAGUACUUCAUACUUAAGCAACUGACCACUACACUAGGAAUUUUAAUCUUAAUAUAUGACUACGGGUUAUCUUUUGGUGAGAAAUUUAGCCAUGGAUUUUACAUUAUGGUGAUGGAACUGAAAACUCUUUUAAAUUGGAAAUUAUGCUUGCUUACAGUGUACAGCUUUUUCAUACAGUCACGUAGGACCGCGUCCCUGAAGUCUGAUUUCCAGAUUUUUUCUAAAGUUGAGAAGUCUGUGGAAUGCCAUUAUUUGUCUUGGUGGUCAUCCUUCAGGAGUCUCAUUCUACCUGUGAAGAUCCGAGGAGAUCUCAUUCAAGGACCUAAGAAGAUGAGAAUUCUCAAAUUAUUUUGACAUGACUCAAUAAGGUUGCAUUUAGCCUGUUGUGAACAUUGUAACUUUGCAAAGUGUAUGAGCAAUGUAGGAACACAUUUUGAAAGUAAACAUUUUAUAUCUCCUUUGGUGCUGGGUAGAAUACUGUGAUAUAACAAUUUAAUUUAAUGAAAUCAUUAACAGAAAAACCUGCAAAAAUGCAACAAAUUGGAUGAGGACGUGGCAUAAAUAAUUUACAUCAGUUAGGCCAUAAGAUGACCCUUUAUAUUCCAUGAAGAGUGAUAGAGGUAGUAUUUAAAUACCUACUACUAAAAUAAUUCUAUCCUACCUAUCUGAACUACUUUUAAGUAGCAAGCCUAAGUACCAGCAGUGAGUGAUACUAGGAUGACGGGUUUUUCCUACCCCAUACAACUGUACAUCAGUGAGUCGACGCGUGUCAAAACCCUGUAGAUCUAGAAAUGUCACUAUUGGUUCCCAACAUUCUACAGUAUUUUAUAGAGAACUCUAUAGAUUUACCUCCUCUGUGGCUGCUAAGACGAUGAAGGUGGCUGCUAAAUAUUCGUCUCUCUUAAAUUAUGCAAAUCUGUGUCCGAUGCUGUAUCAAGUUAAAGUGCGGGUCAUGUUACUUGGGAGUGAGGUCUUUUUCUUUAAACUUCAAUACCACUCGAAAUAAGCUUAAGAAUGGUGUAGCAAAAUUUUAAAAGCAAUGACAUGUUGUUUUCUAAAAACAACACAUUGACCAUUGCCAGACUUUACACGUUAUAGCCAGUGAUUCACUGUUUUGUUUUCUUCUUUAUAACAACUCUCGUUUUGCAACCAAAAAAAAAAAGUUAUAUAUAUUUUUCUACGGAGGCUUCUGAACAAAGUUAAGCACACGGGUAUAAAUCAAAAUUUCAUUUGUUUUUCGUUGCUGUGAUGAUAAAAAAUCAUUUUAGGUAGUUGAGGCUGAGCAGAUUUUUAUUUUUACUUGUGUUGAGGAACAAAGUGUGUGUAUGUGUGUAUGUAUGUAUGUAAUACAUAUAUAUAUAUAUAUAUUAUUCUGAAUUGCCUUUGUUCAAAUGAUUUGACCAGCUACAAUGGUAUAUAGAUGGCAGGUAUUCUUAGCAAAGCAGUUGAGCAGUGAAUUAAUUAUCCCCUUAGUCACUUAGGGUCCUGAACAGAGGUAGCAAACUGGUAGCUAUUUAGCUGUUGUAGACGUGCAAAUAUCAUAGACCUCUUGGGCAAAUGAUGGCUGAGAAAAAUUGGUCUCGCUUUACAUCAGCUGCAUAUCUUAAUAGCUGGAAAGCUACGUGUUGGCUUGCAAUAUUGGUCUAUAUUUUUCUGGGACCAGAUUUGUAUUGAGGCACGUGGUAUGGUUGCUCAUUAAACCAUCUCCUCCUUGUGAAUGGACAUAGGUUAAAUUAGGUUGUUCCCAACCAUUCUUGUGCUGCUCUGUCAGGGCAGAUAAGUGCUGCUACUAGUCGUAUAGAAUUAAAACGUAAUAACUGUACACCAGGUUCUGGGUACCUUGUAGUCCUCCAUGCCUUCUGGGUUACAACUCUUAUCAUUUUCAGAUAGCCAUUGUACACUCUGUAAAGGUGAGACAGUUGUAAAAGAGAAUUAUCAUUUGAAUAUGAAUAAUUGUUCACCUUUUUAAUUGAUGUAACACCUCAUUAUGCAAACUGGCAAUAUUAGAGAUAAGCUUGGUCAGUCUAGAUGUUUUGGGGGGUUUUCUUAGACUUUUAAAGACAAUACUUAAACUUAACAUAAUAGAAGAUUAACAUUUAAUAGUGCAAUAAACGUAUGUGAUAGUGGAGCGCUAGGGAUAAUGAAAUAAUGCAGUUGUCUGUUUGGUUUUUAUUUAUAGAGACGUAGCAAAGAUAAUGUUGGUACUUGACAAAACAGGUUUAUUCACUGAAUAGUAGAGUGUGGUAUAAAGCCUUUAUUUUGGGAUAACGAGUUAUAACUUUCUCCAACCCAUCGAUUAGUAAUGGUAAUACUUGUUGAGGAAAUGUACUUUUUAAAAUAGAUCAUAAUACAGAUGAUCUUUUAUUUUUGGCCUCUUUAUUUUAAAUGGGUUGCCUUUCUUAAACAUUCAUUAUUUGAUGCACCCCCACCCUCCCACCAAUAUGUCAAAAGGACAAAAAGGGGACACUUUUAUUUUCGGGGGAAUGACCAUCAGGUUGGUUUACUUUAAGAUGUUUUAGCUGACUUCAUGGGCUACUGAUAAUCGGUAACUGAAAAUGUAAAUUAGGCAGACUAAUUUCUAAGCACAUUAAUGUUAUAAAGCUAAAUUGAGCUUUGUUUUGUUGAGCUAUGUUAUACAAACCAAAAAAAAAUGGAACCUUGUAGAAAAGAAGAUUUUCUGAAUAGAAGGGAGGGCCAGAAGAAUUUGAGUCCAAGGUAGGGACAAAAACAUCUAAACAGGAACAUUGCGGAUGGCUAUAUCUGACAUGUCAAAUAAAAUAUAGAAAAUGGCCAAUUCAUGUCCAGCCAACACUCAUUAGACCAAAGCUGUCCAAGGCUGUGUAGACUCCACUAAUUAGACCAGAGCUGUAAAGGAACACUAUACUGUUGGGAAUACUGUAUAUGAAAAAGAUUCAAUGCAAUCAGAGACACUGUAUCACAUAUCUGAUUGUAUAAUAGCUAGUGUAUGCCUUCCCCAUGUCUGUAUUUGGAAUUGCGAUUGUUCACUGCAGGCCUAUCACUUUAAAAAGUUAAAAAUAAUCAACUUUUCAGAUUGUUUAAGUUAAUUAGUCUAUUUUAUUAUUCAUUCAUUUAAAAAGGAUAGAUUUUACUAUGCAAUACCUGCUCACUUCCAUUAGAUCAAGUAACAGAUUAUCUUCUCUAUACAAGCUUUGGAAAUAUUUAUUUUUGGUUCAUGACGCAUUGAUCAUGUCAUUGGACAUCGACAGGAAAAAAACCUGUAGAUGCCUUUUGCUCCGUUAUCACAUAACAUGUGAAAUCUUUUGUAGUGCGGAUUUGUAACAUUUUAUCCAGGUAGCCUGAGAGGGUUCAUUUAGUUAUGUAAAUCACAAAUAGAUGUGACUGAACCCCAUACUUAAAAAAUAUCUUAAGAUCAAUUCAACCUUCUCACAAAUGCUUUCUAAAUACAAUUAUGGGAUUUCCUACUAUUGGGGGCGAUCUGUAUUACGAAAUAUGUGUGCUUAUAAAUAAUAGACAUGCAUACAUAUUAUUAUUAUUAUAUAAUCCGUUUAUCUCUUUAUGAAUUAACUGUUUAAUUUGUGUUCAUGGUAAGGAGAAAGAACACUAGAGGUGUGCAUUUGUUUUAUUUCGUUAUUAGCACGAAUAGUUUGAUUGUUCAUCAUAACUCCAGACUCGGUUUAUGCUUUCACGGUAUAGUGCAGGAGCAGGUAGCGAGUUUUGGAGAUGUAUUCGGACAUAUUCCAUAAUGCUUUCGUAGUAACAAAAAAUGAAAUUAAGACUAUUUAUAUUGAAGACAGAAUAUGGAGAAAUAACAGCAAACCUGUUUUAUAUCCUUCAUGAUUUAGAAAGUUUGUGCAACAUGAAAGGUCUAAUACAAAGUAUAUAAAUGUUUGUAUAUAUGUAUAUAUAAUAUGUAUAUAUGAGAUAUCAAUAUAUUAUUAUAUGGUACAAAAUGUUCUAGAGCGAACACCAACAUGACUUUACUCUGACCAUGAACAUUAUGCAACAAAUAUGUAAAAUUAUAGAAGAUAAAAACUGUUCACAACCUGUAAAGGGAAUUUUACAAAAUGUAUAAAAGUGGACGUUUGCAUGUGUUACAAGUUACAUAUUUUUACGUGUUCAGAAUUAGGAUUUUUAAACAACAGUAACAUGAGAUCACAUUUACAUCUCAAAAAAAAGUAGUAGUAGUGUAUCAUCAAUUAUGUAGCCAAUGAUGUCCUUACUGGCUUACAAUUUGUGGCCCGUUACCUACGAAACGUUUUGAAGAACUAUCUGCUUUGUAAGUGACAAUUAAUGCCUUUACAUCAGAUCCUCAUUUUAGAUAUUAGGGACCGUUAAUUUACAGCUCCCACCUGCGUUUUUGUUUUGUUUUUUUUUGUUUGUUUUUUUUCCCCCGCUACACAUCUUGUGUAGUAGUUCUGGCAAAAUAGGUACCAUCCAGAAUUUGAAUAACCAUUAUUUUAACAAAUACUUAAAGGGAAACUACAGUACCAUAAUCCCCACAGCUCACGGUAGUUCUUAUUGUACAAGGAGGCUAUGGGUACAGUCCCUCCAUUUUAUUUAAUUUAUUUUUUUAAAGCCAUUUUCAAGUGGUUUGACAAAAACCAAAGGAUUUGCGACAAUCAAAGCCUGCCCCCCUUUUUUAUUUUUCAUCCAGGGUGUCUGUAUAGGUAGGGUGUCUGUAUAGGUAAGCAGGAUUUGACAGUGCCAGAUGCCUGUUACCCCCCUUCAGUGGUGCCACAUUGACAGGCCCCCUACAGUACCAUAAUCCCCACAGCUCACGGUAGUUCUUAUUGUACAAGGAGGCUAUGGGUACAGUCCCUCCAUUUUAUUUUAUUUUAUUUUUUAAAGCCAUUUUCAAGUGGUUUGACCAAAAACCAAAGGAUUUGCGACAAUCAAAGCCUGCCCCCCUUUUUUAUUUUUCAUCCAGCGUGUCUGUAUAGGUAGGGUGUCUGUAUAGGUAAGCAGGAUUUGACAGUGCCAGAUGCCUGUUACCCCCCUUCAGUGGUGCCACAUUGACAGGCCCCCUACUAAAAAAAUGUAUCAGAUAGUUUAGCAAUGCCAAAACUGUGUCUUUUAAAUAUCUCACAAUUCAUCUUUUUGUUAGAUUCACCAGGGCUUUUGUGCCUUAAAAUUUGCACUGUUUGGGAUUCUGAAUUCCCCCCCCCCACAAAAAAAAACCCAAAAAUUGAAGGGCUGAGACUGUGUUGGUAUGCAUGAAUAAGGGUUAAUCUUUUGAUGAGAGAGCUCAUUAGCAAGCUCCUUGCUGUAUAUAAGUAUGUGCUAGAAGUUGUAAUAUACUGUUUGCCUUGGUAAUCGAUUGCUUUUAAUUAAACCAGUUAUUUGUGUGCAUUUUUCCUUUGUCAGUUUUAUGUGUAAGGUUCCAGAACACUAAACUACAAUGACUGUAUGAUCUUUAGUUCCAUCCUGUAGAUUCAUAUGUUUCUAAUUGCCAGACAAAAGGUUAAGAUGAUAUUCAAUAAACGCUUUAAAAAUAUAUAUACAUGUUACAUUGCUUGUGAAUAUUUAAAAUGGCUUGACCAAAGCUGUGAUUUCGAAGAUGUUUUCUUUCAUUUGUACAUUCUUGAAUAUUUGUUUUGCAGAAUAAAUUUUCUCUGUGACACUGAUUUUAUUAACUAUAGCAAACUAUACCCUAAAGAAAACGCAAAGAAAGGGCACCACCAGAGACAGGUAAAGAAAUAGACUUUAGUGUAUAAUAUAUUAAACAAUUCAGGCCAGUAUUGCUCUUGGAUUUCAUGUUCGAUGCCUUCAUUAGAGAUAGAAUCAUAUAGAUAAGCAUUACUAAAAUGGAAACCAAAUAAAUUUUACCAUACCUUUAAAUGAACACUCC